AUGGCCCACAGGCCAGACAGGAUAGCCAGGGGAGAACACGUGUUGACUCUGCUCAGAGGAAGUGAGCUAGUGAAAGAGGCAAAAUAUCCAUUGCCUUUGCGGCUAAAUAUGUAAACCAAAGCUCGUCACACGAUGUUUCCGUGUAAAACUUUACUGAUCUGCUCCUUCCUCGACGGGUUGUUAUUAGUUUUAGAGUCAAGCACAGAAUUGUUUAUGUUCUCUAAACAGUUAGCCUUGAAAUUGUGAAGCAAAGACAUAGGAAUGUAUUGGAAAAACGACAUACCCUUACCAUCUCUUUCAUUUCAUACCAUCUUUUCCCUUCUCUUUUCAACUCUGACUUGUGCUCCUCUUUGCGUCCUCAAACUAUUUGUCUUGACUCUCACGAAGGUCAAUGCUAGGGAGGGAAAAGGGAGCUCUAAAAAUAUAGACAACUCCCCAGGAAGCAGAAAUCAAUGGCAAGGAAUUCCUUGAUAUUUCAUUUUUUAUUGAAUUUGUUUGUUUUUGUCAAUUUGUUCCCCAUAUGAUGAUUUGUUACCAGUGAUAGUAUUCAAUAUUUCACAUACACAACCUACUUAUAAACCAAACUACAUUAUAGCGCUCUGAUGAGGUGGUGUUCUCAGCUAUUUAUUUGUCAGUUUGUUAGGAUGGCUUUGCUUGAAUAAACAGCAAGGUAAGGCAGCCUUGUAGUAUAGAUGCAGAAACAUGUUUGCUAAACUCAUUGUGAAGAAAUAGGAUCAGUGCUUGACUGUUUUGUAGCAGAAUAGUGCUAUCCUUGGUGUUUUCCUAAAUGGCUUUGCUUGUCAAUGGAAUAGUCUCAACCACUCUCCAAUGUGUCCAGUCAGACCCAAACCAUACAGGUGUCUCUAAACCAGUCAACAAAGUGACCAGAGGUCUCAGUAGCACCUCCUGCUUCACUCGUCCCCAAGAAGUGGGCCCCUUCCCUGAGGUCCCUGUGCAAACACUACCCUCUGAGGUUCCAGUGGGCUUCAGUGUACAAUAUGGGACCCACCCAGGCUGUCUGCUAGCUCCCUCCCCAUCUCUCCUCCUGCGUGGAGGGGGACAUCGGCUGGGCAAACAGCACCGGAACCUGAUCUCUAAAUUUACACACCGCCUCCCACUGAGUCAGCCGCUGGCCACUGGCGGUCAUACAUUCCUACUGCAUGUCUCCUACACAGUGCAGUAUGCAACCAAGUCCAUCUGUGAUAAGGUCGGACAUAUAUGUGUCAUUCAGUAGGCAUGAACUUGGUCCUGAGAGACGAGUUUCACUGCCUCUCUGGCAGGGAGGGGUCGUCACUGACUCCACAGUGAGUAAUGUGCUUCCUGCGCCUGACAGGAAGUAGGACUCACCUCCUCCGUCCUUGCUCACACAGAACAGACCCCCCCCCCACACACACACACACACACUCUCCCAUGUGAAGCUCCAGGACUGUCUACACUCCGCCAUCAGUGUGGGCCUGUUUGGAGUUAGAGGGCCUAAUCAAGUUGUAUAAGCUGUUCUAUACUGGCUUUCCAGUAGCUUGAUUCUCAUGGGAACUCCUGAUUUUGUCAUAAGAGCUUCCUAACUUACUGGUUCUUAUGUUUUCAUCGGAUCUAUACAGUAGAUUGAGUUUCCAUGAAGAAGGUUGAAGAUGUCAAACUCAUAGCUACAUAUUUCUGUACCCUCUCUACUGUAUUAUGCAAACUUUUUCGUGUAUGCCUGUGUGUGUGCCAUCACUAUCUGAGAGACCUUACUAUCCCUUUUAUCUGAGAUUGAUGUCCCUAAAAGUCCAUGAUGAAAUGAAAGUGAGUGUCUUGAAUCUCCAUGUCCUUACCGGCCUUUCUACCCUCUCGCUGCAGUACAUACUAUCUCAGCCCAAAUUCUGGGCAGUGGAGGUGACGGCGCUGUGUCUAUGGACCAACCUCGAGAGGGGCAGCUCUCGACGGGUGGAGAGGGCCAUGAUGCAGACACAGGUAAGAGAGAUGAGGGGUCACACAAACAAGGGGUUGGAUUCAACGAGAUACUCUAUGACACACUGAUGGCGAACAACACUAUUGGUAGCCCUCAAUCUCAAGUCUGAUACUGUACAUAAAUGCACAGAAUCAGCCUAUAUUAUUUAUAAGGCCAGUAAUGCUGAUCUGUCAAGUGAAGGCACUUGGCAUCAUACCAUUUCCAGGGCUUACGUGCACAAUUAUAUAAAUUCCAUACCUGGAUUUACAUUUUCUGUAUGUCACAUAUGUCACAUCAUUAGCACAACAGUCUGCAAGCAGAACAUGUGCUGCAUGCCUUCUGAAAUCCACACAGCCAGACUCUUCAAAUCAGUAUUCCCACUGAGCUGUCUCUGAAAGCACAGGGGACCUGUGAAUAACCCGGUUCCUGUACCCGGCAGGAUAUUUGUCAUGGUGUCUGUCUGUGAAGCCAGCCCACCCUCCUCUCUUCUCCCUCGCCGUCAGAGGAGAGAGGAAGCCACAGUUUAAGCCCCUGUAUGAGGUGAUUUAGUGUGGGACUGGCAACCUAGGAAUCUACAUGGGAAACUGAGGGAGAGCUUCCUUCUGUUGUGAUGGGCAGUUUUGGGGGAUGUUUAGACUUACUACAGUACCAUUCUCAAGAAUGCAAGUACUUUACCAAUGUUUCCACACCCCUUUUUGCAGACAAUCUCUCUCACAGACAUACUUAUACUUGCCCAUGCACAGAUGUAUGAUCUGGGAAUAAUUUAUACUCUUCUCAGGGCUGCUUCAAACUGAUGGGGAUGACAUCAUGUUGUGUGUGCCUGUUGCUCUAUCCAGUCCCAGCUUCAGUGUUCCAGGUGUACAAGUGAGCUGUCAGUCGUAGACAGACGAGGUCAGAGUCAUAAAGCAGGAGGUUGGGGCCUGGUAUAUGACGGUCCGACGUCUGGUAUAGAACAGGAGACUCUUAAAGCAGCCAGACACUAGUGCUGCCCCAUGGUUUUGUGACAUAAAGGAAAGAGAAAAUGAAAGUCUGGUUUCAAUCUCCCUAGCUUCCCCUCCUAAAAUGUUUGCACACGGAGCUCUGCACUCUUAUCCCAAACCUGAUUUGACAGACAGGACCUGGAGGGGGCGAAACAGCUGACAGGCGGGGGGGGGGUUCAGUCAUCUAGGGGGGUGGGGGAGUCGCCUGUCCAUCACCGUGCAAGGAAGACGUCAAUCACUCACCGAUCCCACCACUGACACCAAGCCCAUCUCCACCCAGCCCUAAUCCCCUGUGAGACAGACACGCUCAAUCACCGUUUCUCCCAGAACGCCAGAACCCAAAGAGAGACACAUCAGAGCGAGGAUUGACAGGCCGCUCACACGCACCAAUGACUGAGUUGGGGGGAAUGGAGAAAAUAAAAUAGUUUGCCCUCCUUUGUUUCAAAUUCUUUCUCCUUCACGCUGAUGUGUUUUGACUUAAAAUGUCCUUGGCUGCUGGAAGGGGGAAAAGUGGAGGAAAUAUGUAAUGUGUUGAGUUGUUUCAUGUCGGAGCAGGAAUUAUGAACCCUGUCCUGCUCCUAUAAGCAACUUGGGCGACUUCUGUGAGGAAGCUGUAAGCUGGGCCCACAGUGGGUGGGUGUUUAUCGCAAUCAAGCCCCUCCUUGGGUGGAAUACAUAGCAGUGGCACUAAUGGCUGCCCCUCAAGGGAAUGAGUGAUUAGAAAAAACUGCACUUCCCUCGCUUUGUUGUCUGUCAUUUCCUCCCUUCUUUCCUGUGUUUGAGAGUGGACACCCAAAGUCCAGAUGUAGACUGACCUGAGGGAAGGCUAGGUGAAAUUCCCUUCCUAUCAUCUGAUUGAUUUAUCUUUUCUCUUGCUCUUUUAAAGGUUUCACUCUCUUCAUUUAGUAAUGUGACAUACACUGACUGUACAAAACAUUAAGAAUACCUUCCUUACAUGGAGUUGCACCCCCUCCCCUUUUGCUCCCCAGAACAGCCUCAGUUCGUCGAAAUGUUCAACAUGGAUGCUGGCCCAUGUUGACUCGAAUGCUUCCCACAGUUGUGGCAAGUUGUUUCCAGCGCCGGAAGAAGAUGGCUGCCGUUUACAGCCCUCUACCAAUUGUUACUAUUAUGUGUGUUUUCGCGUUAUUUGUAAUUUAUUUGGGUACAUAAUGUUUCUGCCAUCGUCUCUUAUAACCAAAGAGAGCUUUAUGAUAUUCAGGACGCAUUACUCACUGGUAUUGGACGAAGACUUUUUCUUCAACGAGCGUUCGCGAAGGAUAUUCUACAGACUCCCGACAAGGCCCAGAUCCCCGUCAUUCGAGUGAGGAGAGACGGAGAAUAUCGUGGACGCAGAUCGGGUGCCUUGUAAGGAUCCGACGGCGAACGAGUAAACUGCCUCUUCCAUCAAUCCUAUUAGCCAACGUUCAAGCUUUUGAGAAUAAAAUGGACGAUUUAAGAUUACGGUUAUCCUACCAACGGGACAUUAAAAACUGUAAUAUCUUAUGUUUCACGGAGUCGUGGCUGAACGACAACAAUGACAACAUUCAGCUAGCAGGCUAUACGCUACAUCGGCAGGACAGAACGGCAGACUCCGGUAAGACGAGGGGCGGCGGUCUGUGUAUAUUUGUAAACAACAGCUGGUGCACAAAAUCAAAUACUAAGGAAGUCUCAAGGUUUUGCUCGCCUGAGGUAGAGUAUCUUAUGAUAAGCUGUAGACCACACUAUUUACCAAGAGAGUUUUCAUCUAUAUUUUUCAUAGCUGUCUAUUUACCACCACAAACCAAUGCUGGCAUUAAGAUUGCACUGAAUGAGUUGUACAAGGCCAUUAAUCAACAGGAAAACGCUCAUCCAGAUGCAGCGCUCCUAGUAGCCGGGGACUUUAAUGCAGGGAAACUUAAAUCCGUUCUACCUCAUUUCUACCAGCAUGUUAAAUGUGCAACCAGAGGGGAAAAAACUCUAGACCACCUUUACUCCACACACAGAGACGCAUACAAAGCUCUCCCUCGCCCUCCAUUUGGCAAAUCUGACCAUAACUCUAUCCUCCUGAUUCCUGCUUAUAAGCAAAAACUGAAGCAGGAAGCACCAGUGAUUCGGCUAAUAAAAAAGUGGUCAGAUGACGCAGAUGCUAAGCUACAGGACUGUUUUGCUAGCACAGACUGGAACAUGUUCCGGGAUUAUUCAGACAGCAUUGAGGAGUACACCACAUCAGUCACUGGCUUCAUCAAUAAGUGCAUCGAUGAUGUCGUCCCCACAGUGACCGUACGUACAUACCCCAACCAGAAGCCAUGGAUUACAGGAAACAUCCGCACUGAGCUAAAGGGUAGAGCUGCCGCUUUCAAGGAACGGGACUCUAACCCGGACGCUUAUAAGAAAUCCCGCUAUGACCUCCGACGAACCAUCAAACAGGCAAAGAGUCAAUACAGGUCUAAGAUUGAAUCAUACUACACUGGCUCUGACGCUCGUCGGAUGUGGCAGGGCUUGAAAACUAUUACAGACUACAAAGGGACGCACAGCCGCGAGCUGCCCAGUGACACAAGCCUACCAGACGAGCUAAACCACUUCUAUGCUCGCUUCGAGGCAAGCAACACUGAAGCAUGCAUGAGAGCACCAGCUGUUCCGGACGACUAUGUGAUCACGCUCUCCGUAGCCGAUGUGAGUAAGACUUUUAAGCAGGUCAACAUUCACAAGGCCGCAGGGCCAGACGGAUUACCAGGACGUGUACUCCGAGCAUGUGCUGACCAACUGGCAAGUGUCUUCACUGACAUUUUCAACAUGUCCCUGACUGAGUCUGUAAUACCAACAUGUUUCAAGCAGACCACCAUAGUCCCCGUGCCCAAGAACUCUAAGAUAACCUGCCUAAAUGACUACCGACCCGUAGCACUGACGUCUGUAGCCAUGAAGUGCUUUGAAAGACUGGUCAUGGCUCACAUCAACAGCAUAAUCCCAGAAACCCUAGACCCACUCCAAUUUGCAUACCGCCCCAACAGAUCCACAGAUGAUGCAAUCUCUAUCGCACUCCACACUGCCCUUUCCCACCUGGACAAGAGGAACACCUACGUGAGAAUGCUAUUCAUUGACUACAGCUCAGCAUUCAACACCAUAGUGCCCUCAAAGCUCAUCACUAAGCUAAGGAUCCUGGGACUAAACACCUCCCUCUGCAACUGGAUCCUGGACUUCCUGACGGGCCGCCCCCAGGUGGUAAGGGUAGGUAACAACACAUCUGCCACACUGAUCCUCAACACGGGGGCCCCUCAGGGGUGCGUGCUCAGUCCCCUCCUGUACUCUCUGUUCACCCAUGACUGCAUGGCCAGGCACGACUCCAACACCAUCAUUAAGUUUGCCGACGACACAACAGUGGUAGGCCUGAUCACCGACAACGAUGAGACAGCCUAUAGGGAGGAGGUCAGAGAUCUGGCCGUGUGGUGCCAGGACAACAACCUCUCCCUCAACGUGACCAAGACAAAGGAGAUGAUUGUGGACUACAGGAAAAAAAAGAGGACUGAGCACGCCCCCAUUCUCAUCGACGGGGCUGUAGUGGAACAGGUUGAGAGCUUCAAGUUCCUUGGUGUCCACAUCACCAACGAACUAUCAUGGUCCAAACACACCAAGACAGUCGUGAAGAGGGCACAACAAAGCCUAUUCCCCCUCAGGAGACUAAAAAGAUUUGGCAUGGGUCCUCAGAUCCUCAAAAAAUUAUACAGCUGCACCAUCGAGAGCAUCCUGACUGGUUGCAUCACCGCCUGGUAUGGCAACUGCUUGGCCUCUGACCGCAAGGCACUACAGAGGGUAGUGCGUACGGCCCAGUACAUCACUGGGGCAAAGCUCCCUGCCAUCCAGGACCUCUAUACCAGGCGGUGUCAGAGGAAGGCCCUCAAAAUUGUCAAAGACUCCAGUCACCCUAGUCAUAGACUGUUCUCUCUGCUACCGCACGGCAAGCGGUACCGGAGUGCCAAGUCUAGGUCCAAAAGACUUCUCAACAGCUUCUACCCCCAAGCCAUAAGACUCCUGAACAGCUAAUCAUGGCUACCCGGACUAUUUGCACUGCCCCCCCACCCCAUCCUUUUUACGCUGCUGCUACUCUGUUAAGUAUUUAUGCAUAGUCACUUUAACUCUACCCACAUGUACAUAUUACCUCAACUACCUCAACUAGCCGGUGCCCCCGCACAUUGACUAUGCAACGGUACCCCCCUGUAUAUAUAGCCUCCCUACUGUCACUUUAUUUUAUUGUAUAUAUAGCCUCCCUACUGUCACUUUAUUUUACUUCUGCUCUUUUUUUCUCAACACUUUUUUGUUGUUGUUUUAUUCUUACUUUUUUGUUUAAAAUAAAUGCACUGUUGGUUAAGGGCUGUAAGUAAGCAUUUCACUGUAAUGUCUGCACCUGUUGUAUUCGGCGCAUGUGACCAAUAAAAUUUGAUUUGAUUUGAUUUGAAGUUGGCUGGAUGUCCUUUGGGUGGUGGACCAUUCUUGAUACAAACGGGAAACUGUUGAGCGUGAUAAACCCAGCAGCGUUGCAGUUCUUGACACAAACUGGUGCGCCUGGCACCUACUACCAUACCCUGUUCUUAAAUAUUUUGUCUUGCCCAUUCGUCCUCUGAAUGGCACACAUACACAAUCCAUGUCUGUUGUCUCAAGGCUUAAAAAUCCUUCCCCAAUUCAUCUACACUGAUUUGAAGUGGAUUUAACAAAUGACAUCAAUAAGGGAUCAUAGCUUUCACAUGGAUUCACCUGGUCAGUCUAUGUCAUGGAAAGAGCAAGUGUUCUUAAUGUUUUGUAGACUGUAUAUCCAGGAAAAAAUGGGCUAUUUCAGUAUGAGGUUCCUUGUUUCAUAAUUCUAUUACAGCCAAUUACUUUGUUAAUUACAGUCUAUUACUCUCCUAUCAGAGACUUGUAGACAUUGAAAAGCACAGGAUCUUUACCAGACAGGCUUUACUGUUAUUAGUUCAAUCAAGCUAUUUCUUAUUUUAUUAAGGCAGUAGUGGUGUAAAAAAUAUAAUAUACAGUCAGUUACUUUUAUUUCCCUGGCAUGCCAUAAUUAGGUAUUUGUUUUCACAAAGGUCAUUAGGUGUAAUGCAAACUGGGCUGCUGUUUCUGAUGAAUGAAACCAAUAGCCAAGCCAACACCAGUAGUGAGUAGUUUAUGACACAUGUAGCUGGAGGACAUUCCUAGCAAUUGUCCUUAUUUAGUUUAACGGCCUUACAUUUUUGGAACUUGUUCCAUCCAAACAAGGGUAUUGAAAGUGCACUGGUCUUAUUCUGAAUGCAAAUUUAAUAUUUAUGCAACCUGUCAGAUGGGGUGUUUUCCUUCCUUGUGCAGUUGUAUAAAAUCAAUAUUUUCUGGUUUACUGUAUACUCAUUCAAUAUACUUUACUUUAGAACCACCAUCUGCAAUAAUUGUGUUCACAGAGCAACUAAUAACUCAGUUCAGUGAAUGGGGAUGUUUUUACUCACCAAUCUCCCCCACUACCUCUCAUCUUCUCUGAACCACUCCCCAGUAGCCUGUGGCUCUCUCCGAAGGGUCUCUGGUCUACCAGAGCUCACCACAUGCCAACCCUGUUUGUGCUUUGAAGCUAUCCACUGGCCGUGGAGAAACAAAAUUAGUUAUUAGUCAUCCGCAGAACAAACAAACCUUGCUUGCCAUUAAGGGAAACUGAUGGCAUCAAGCCAACUGGAAAUUUAAUUUCCAGAUGAGGUUGAUGUUCAUCCAUAGGAACCGUCCUCGCUCUCCUUUCAAACUGGAAUUUCCCUCCAAUUGCUGGUUGUGUUGUGAGACUAGUUAUCAGUUCUUUCACACCUGUCAACUAAUGCAAACCUUUUAAUAGAAAAUAGGUUUUAUUCUCUGCCUUUCUACCCUCCGACAUUAGACUUUGUGCAGUCCACACUGUCGGUGAAAUGCUAGCAGAUAUUGGUCUGUGGAUGAUUGACAUAUCCCAUUUUGGAGGAUGGUUGAAUGUGCAGAGGAAGUAUUUCAUCCUGGAGCAUCAAAGCCUUUGAAGCCGAGAGCUCUAUCCUUUAAUCGUGACAGCUGAUCGGCUUUGCCUCCAUGAAUUCCUCUUCUGAGCUUUGCUGUUAGGAUGUCAAACCUCCAACAGAUGACAUGGCACAGGAUUGACACCUACACUUCUCCGAUAUACCCCCAAAAGGUAGUACAGGCCUCCUGUAGCUCAGUUGGUAGAGCAUGGCGCUUGCAACGCCAGGGUUGUGGGUUCGAUUCCCACGGGGGGGCAGUAUGAAAAAUGUAUGCACUCGCUAACUGUAAGUCGCUCUGGAUAAGAGUGUCUACUAAAUGACUAAAAUGUAAAUGUAAAUGAUAACAUAGCCUUUUUUUAGGCAACAGCCGUGUAAGUCACUUGGAUGUGCUACCUUUUCCAUCUUACAAAUUCUUUGUAGGGGGGAACAAAAGUCCUGAGGAAUUUAACUUUAGGUUCAUAAAGAACAGAACCCAACUGCAUGCAUUAUCAAAUUAGAGCACCAACAAUGUUAGAGCAAGGAAAAAUGUCAUUUUCUCUAGUUGGUUUUGUGCAUUGUUUCUCUGUAGCAAAAGAGAGCACUUACAUCGACCUGGAAGACUGAAAGCUUGCUCUCAAACACAAGUGCAAAGGCUGUUUGUUUUGGCAUGAAUAGACACACAGUCCCAUUAAAUUCCUCAUUCUGUUGAAUUCUUACAGCUUUCGUUUUGCACUUGCUGUGUGCCCGCUCCCACUGCAGGCUGCCUGUUUUGACACACUGCGUCACUCGCUCUGACAGUGUCAGAGACUGGUGUUUUAAAUGGAAAGAUUGACUCUUAACGGUUGACUGGGCACACUCAUUCGUAGACAAGGUUUGUUUUGGUUGUUACCGGUUGCCAGAGAGGAUCUGCUGUUGCUUGUUGACAGGAUUUAGUUAGAUAUUUUAUUGGUAAAGACAACUUCGCCAACCACCCAUUAAACUGACAUAGACAAAAGAUUAACAUUGAUGAAAAUCAUUUGGGCAGAUGAGUAGUAAUGGUCUUUGAGGGAGCUAGAUCAGUAUUAAUCGGAAGCAGUGUCAGUUUGACGUCGACACUUUGACAGGGCAUUGGAUUUGUCUUUCAGAGUUAAAAAGGUAGGAAUGCUUUUUGUCUGAGUAUAUGUGUCUAGGUGUCUGUGUCCCCAGAAAAUGUAAUCACCGUGACUCACCUCUGGAUUUCUUCCAUCCCAGGCUGUAAAAUACUGUAUAUCCUGUAUCACUCUUACCCAAUUUCCUCUUAAUUUCUUAUACAAGGAGCCCAAUCACGUCCAAGCUGCCCAACUCCAUCUACUGCUUAUAAUUAAACACAAUCGGGAUCCAUAUCUCAUUACAGGAGACUGGGCCCUGUCCACAUCCCACUGAUAACAACACCCAACCCAGCCAGAACAACAGGACUGAGGUUGAGGUUUAUAUGCCAUGUUAUAGGAUGUUCGAAUUCAGAAAUUAAGAAACAAUCUCAUCGUUGUUAAAUACUUAACUGUGAGUCAAGACCCAUUUUAGACAGACAAAUUGGAUAGCAGUCAGCUGUGGCUCAUUUGGUGUGGCUGUGAGAAUUGUGUUUACUAUUUAUUCCUUGUCUUCCUGGAUGCCCUCAGCCAGUGUUCAUUGAGUACCUAAUGUUUCCUUGCCCAUUGCAUAACCUGUCAAUACAACAGCGAUUGAGACAAAAGAGAGCUCUAAACCAGAUAUCAGGGUUGCACACUGUCAAUCAAUGCUCGUUUAGACCUGCUUCACCCACACCUCAAUCAAUCAGUACAUUACAAGUUGCUCUUGACUUGCUCUACCAACUUUGCAGUUUAAAUUCCUUUAAUUUUGGGGGGUUAGUAUUGGCACUUUGCCUGGGUAUGACUGUCUAUGUUGGUUGUCUCUCCUCUCCUCCAGACUAUAGUGGAUUACUUUGAGGAGAAGAGCUGUCCUGUGACGGAACGUCUGAAACUCUUCUACUGCUGCCAGGCUCCUCCCAGAUGGGCUGUCCAGGUAACACCCCCUCAUUACACCAUCACCGCUGAUUGGGUUUCUGAUUUAUGCUGAUUGACUUUGAAUUGGUUUCGUUCCCCUGGGAAUGUGAACUUCCUAUUGAGAGCCAAUUCACUGUAACUGAAGUACCACACAGAGCAAUGUCUUCCAUCAAAGCUUUGACUUAUGACUUGACCCAUUGUAAGUCAUGGCCAUGAUAAAAACAUUAUUUACGUCAGGCUUAUAUGAGUGAACCCUAAGUCAGGAGAAAAGGAUGGGACCCAUCUGCUAGAGGGACUGUCUUUGAACUCCAUCACCACCGUGCUGGUCAUAUGUGAGUAGCUAGUGCGUCAGAGCCCUGAUCUAAUCUGGACACUUGGCAUUCAGACAAUAUAUCUGUCAGGCUGAAGCUCUGUGUUUGCGCCGGCUGCUUUCAAGCCAAAGGCCACCUGAUGGCCUCCUCCACUCUAGGAUGGCCACUAAAACAGUACAUCUAUGUCCUUCAUCAACUACCAGACAGUUAUUGCCCCUCAGGGUAGGAGCUGCAUUAACCAUGUAGUUUAUAUAUGGUGUUGCAAGUAAGGCUCAUCUGUUUUUCUCUGUCUGUGUAUAUAUUCUGGGAGAUGAAGAGUGAGUGAUGAGUAUUUUUGUUAGUCUGUAUUUGUAGCUUUCAGAAAGAUGGUUUGUCAACCGUGGAUGUUUAUUUGUGUUGUAUUUUGUGUUGACUGUGCCGUUCCUGGCACAUAGUCAGUUUCUUCUUCCUCUUACUACAUAGAAAUGACAGCAUCUGGCAGCGAAGGCGUUUUGAGCAGUGGCAUUUGCUUACAUUUUCAGCUGGUUGGAAAUGUUUCCCCUUUUAAUUAACUAUUUGCUGUUGUCCAAAGCCAAUGCUCCUCAAUACCAUCAGUCAAUACAAUGUUUACCUAGGUAGAGUGGGAGACCCACAGACAGACAUAAAAAGGGUGAGAGGUAGAUUGGUAGGGACAGGCCUGCCCAACAGAUGCGGGAGAAGAGGUGAGAUUGCAAGGGAGAAGGGAAGCAAGAUAUUGUAGGGGUGUAAGAAAGGGAGGGAGGAAGAGAUAUGGCAAGGAAGAGGGAGAUUGAGGGGGAGAGUGUAGAAGAGAGGGGAAAGAAAAAGAGAUCAGUCGGGCAGGAUACAUUGCCCAGGCUCCAUGUAAUAACGGCGAACAGCAAUAAAGCUGGAAUUGAAGGCACCCUUUUAUUGCCGCCUGGGGAAUUGAACGUGCAAGCAAGGCAGAGAAUCGUGGGGCUUUGAUAAUGCAUUUUCUCCUCAGCGAGGCGUGUAACUAUGGCCAUGCCUGCGCACAGAGGAGCUGUGUUGGGAGAGGAACGACAGGGAGAUGGGUUGAGAUAGCCGAUAUUGUAGGUCAGGGUUCCCCAACUGACGCCCCCCCAUUGCUGUUCACAGUGAUUUUAUCUGAUCUCCAAAGUUUUCUGAGCAAAAAUUAAAAGUUUUUUGUUUUAUAAUAUUUUUAUUGUUGGACAUAAAAGACUGCAAAAACACCUGCAAAUCAGCUCCAAGUGAUUUUAAUUUCAGAAAUCUGUUCCAAAGUAUUCCCAUGCAUAAUAGAGAUAUGUGAUCGUCAGGGUGGAAAAUUAACUUUUUGGUCCACCAGCCACUGUGGCAGGUAGAUUGAAAAAUCGACCAUGCCCUGAGCUCGUGAAGUGAGCGCUACUGAAGCUAAAUUGGAGCGGGCGAGAAGGCCGACGCUCCAGCCUUUGGGAAACUCUCUCCACGCUCCAGUCAAAUUAGGCACGCUCACAUAUUUUGGCCUGUGUACGUAGUUAAAAGGUUGAGUAAGUACAUUUUUGUCCACAAAUCUACCCACAUUUCUGUAAAUAGUUUAUGAUAAGUGAAUGACAUAAUGUAGUUAUUUUGUUAGAUAUUUCUCCCUAUUAGCUCAAAUCUUAUAUUUUCCUAUACAAUUUUUGCUGUCUCGCUAGCUUUUCGAUCCGAACAAUAGUAUCCCUCCUCUCCCUACCCCCCCAGCAGUAUUUAGAUUUGGUUAAUUAAUUACCUCAGCUGGCCCUUAGCGCCGUCCGCCGCGGGUAAACAAACCCGCCCUAGUUACGUCUCUCUCCUUGCUCUUUAACCGUUUACACUUGUGGGAAUUAGCCUAUAUGGAUAGGGCUAAAUUGAAGUGUUUUUUUACAGAAGACCUAUACAAAGCAUAUGCAUAACCAUGGUAGCAAUUGAAAGGGAACAGUUUCGAGGUUAUGGGAAAGUUAGGUGAGGACACAACAGUUCACCUGACACAAGACUGAAUCCAAACAUGACACUAUUGAUUUUGUGAAUUUUACAUUUACUGUUGUUUUCGCUGCAUUUGUUUAUAACGAAAUCUGAAAAUACUCUGGAUACAUUCAGUAACAUUAUAAGAAUAUUUCUGGAAAAUGUGGGGUAGGUGCAACAUAAGACAAAAAAAUGACAAGGUUUGAGUGAGAGGACUAACUGGUGACUCCAAGUAGCCACACACCUCUCCAAGUGUGCGAAGUUCAAAACUAAUUUCAAUGCACUUUUAUGACUCAAAGAAGAGUCUUUUUUUUUUGCUCUCCUAGGUGUGCUGUUGAGGAACUAGAUCAAGCACACUUGUAGUUGUUUUAUUUGGAACACAACCCUGCAUCCCGCCUCACACAAUUACUGAAGGGCCGGACCAUCUUUUAUUGGUCUGGGCUGGUGGAAAAAAAUUAAUGAUUAAAAAAAGAUAUACUGUGUAUAUAUACCCUGAGUAUACCAAACAUUAUGAAUACCUUCCUAAUAUUGAGUUGCAACCCCCUCCCCCGCCCAGAACAGCCUCAAUUCGUCGGGGCAUGGACUCUACAAGAUGUCGAAAGCGUUCCACAGGGAUGCUGGCCCAUGUUGACUCAAAUGCUUCCCACGGUUGUGUCAAGUUGGCUGGAUGUCCUUUGGGUGGUGGACCAUUCUUGAUACACACGGGAAACUGUUGAGUGUGAAAAACCCAGCAGCAUUGCAGUUCUUGACACAAACCGGUGCACCUGGCACCUACUACCAUACCCCGUUCAAAGGCACGUACAUUUUUUGUCUUGCCCAUUCACCCUCUGAAUAGCGCACAUGCACAAUCCAUGUCUGUUGUCUCAAUGCUUAAAAAUCCUUCUUUGACCGGUCUUCUCCCCUUCAUCUACACCAGCGUUUCCCAAACUCAUUCCUUGGGACCCCAAGUGGUACACGUUUUGGUUUUUGCCAUAGCUUUACACAGCUGAUAAAAAAGAAUCAAGCUUUGAUCAUUUGAAUAUGCUGUGUAGUGUUAGGUCAAGAAACUAAACGUGCACCCCUUGGAGUCGUGAGGACUGAGUUUGGGAAACGCUGAUCUACACCAACCUUUUCUGAGUCAAGAUCACUUUCUGAGUCAAUAUGCAAGCCGAGCUCUACCGCUCAUUUUUUUUUUAUAUGACUUAAAUAUCGUAAGCCUAUGCAAUAUUAACCAAUUAAAAACAGUUUUGUAGCAGUAAGGUUUGUGCAGUAGGCUAUAGUUGAGGCUGCCUCUCACCCGACUCACCGUCCCUCCGCUCUCCCUCCCUCCACUGAGAAAAGGGGACAGUCUUCCAGCUAAUGGCAAAACAAGUCACACUACAUUAUUUCUGCGUCAUGCACCAAUUCAUGUUACUCCUAUGACCAGGGUUAAAUAUUCCUCUAUGAAAAAAGACACGCCGCUAAUAAUAACGCAAGCUUAUCGGAACACUUUGCUUUACUCAUUCAUUGCAGCUGCAGUGGAAGUAGGGAGAACAUGCAUUUUAUGGCUUAUAAAAGUGUUGAACAAACUGUUGACACUGCUGAAUAACAACUUAAUCAUGAACUUACUCGUAAAAACAGCAGCUCUUUGCUGUAUUCGUUGAGUCUCUCUAGUCAUGGUUUUAAAAGUUUUGAAAUCUCACAGUAUCAGCUUUGCUGUACAUUCGAGGUUUAUUUUUACAGUCUAUGGCUGAUUGGCCAGCAGUAGGCCUAUACUACAGGAAAAGGAGGGCCGAGCAUGCCCCCAUUCUCAUUGACGGGGCUGUAGUGGAGCAGCUUGAGCGCUUCAAGUUCCUUGGUGUCCACAUCACCAACAAACUAUCAUGGUCCAAACACACCAAGACAGUUGUGAAGGAGGCAAGACAACGCCUAUUCCCCCUCAGGAGACUGAAAAGAUUUGGCAAAGUUAUACAGCUACACCAUCGAGAGCAUCCUGACUGGUUGCAUCACCGCCUGGUAUGGCAACUGCUUGGCCUCCGACCGCAAGGCGCUACAGAGGGUAGUGCGUACGGCCCAGUACAUCACUGGGGCCAAGCUUCCUGCCAUCCAGGACCUCUAUACCAGGCGGUGUCAGAGGAAGGCCCUACAAAUUGCCAAAUACUCCAGACACCCUAGUCAUAGACUGUUCUCUCUGCUACCGCACGGCAAGCGGUACCGGAGCGGUCCAAAAGGCUUCUUAACAGCUUCUACCCCCAAGCCAUAAGACUGCUGAACAGCUAAUCAAAUGGCUGUUUACACUGCUGCUACUCGCUGUUUAUUAUCUAUGCAUAGUCACUUUACCCCUACCAAUAUGUACAUAUUACCUCAAUUACCUCGACUAACCUGUACCACCGCACAUUGACUCGGUAACGGUACCCCCUGUAUAUAGUCUCGUUAUUGUUAUUCUAUUGUAGCUCUUUUAGUUUUUACUUUAGUUAGUUUAGUUUUUCCUAACUCUUAUUUUUCUUAAAACUGCAUUGUUGGUUAAGGGCUUGUAAGUAAGCAUUUCACGGUAAGGACUACACCUGUUGUAUUCGGCGCAUGUGACAAAUAAAAUGUCACUAUUGAUUUGAUAGGUGCGCUUGAUUUGCUCUCUGGGCAUGCCAGGUAGGCGGAGUUCUACCUUCAGACACAUGAAAUUAUUCAAAAUGGGAACACUCUGCCUACCCUGCGCAAGGCUGCUGAAUCAAGUGCACCUACCGGCAACGGCGUAAAACACAUUUUAAAAAAUGGAACGCAAGGCUUUAUCGUUGUUGUUUUUUUACAGAAAUGUUUGGUGAUCGACUAGGAAUGCCUUGAAGAUCAACCAGUCCAUCGCGAUCGACCGGUUGGUGACCACUGAUCUACACUGAUUUGAAGUGGAUUUAACAAGUGACAUCAAUAGGGAGAUCAUAGCUUUCAUCUGUAUUCACCUGGUCAGUUUGUCAUGGAAAGAGCAGGUGUUCUUAAUGUUUUGUGCACUCUGUGUAUACAGUGCAUUCGGAAAGUAUUCAGACCCCUUGACUUUUUCAAAAUUUUGUUACGUUACAGCCUUAUUCUAAAAUUGAUUAAAUAAAACAUUUUCCUCAUCAAUCUACACACAAUACCCCAUAAUGACAAAGUGAAAACAGGUUUUUAGACAUUUUUGCAAAUGUAUUAAAACUACAAAACAGAAACAACUUAUUUAUUCAGACUCUUUGCUAUGAGACUCGAAAUUAAGUUCAGUUGCAUCCUGUUUCUAUUGAUCAUCCUUGGGAGGUUUCUACAACUUGAUUGGAGUCCACCUGUGGUAAAUUCAAUUGAUUGGACAUGAUUUGGAAAGGCACCCACCUGUCUAUAUAAGAUCCCACAGUUGACAGUGCAUGUCAUAGCAAAAACCAAGCCAUGAGGUCGAAGGAAUUGUUACUAGAGCUGUGUGUGGUCCCCAAGAACAUAGUGGCUUCCAUCAUUCUUAAAUGGAAGAAUUUUGGAACCACCAAGACUCUUCCUAGAGCUGGCCGCCCGGCCAAACUGAGCAAUCGAGGGAGAAGGGCCUUGGUCAGGGAGGUGACCAAGAACCCGAUGGUCACUGUGACAGAGCUCUUUGGAUGUAACAAAUAAACUUGAAACGGGGGAAUGUUUACUAAUUGCUCAGGAGGUAAAGGGGAAGUCAGAUGUGUGUAAUACAUUUGACUAGUUGUGGAAAAUACUGAAGAUCAAGAAAAAGAAGGUAUGGAGCAAGCGCUGCGUGCAUAUUACGUGUGCCAAACAGGUGCUGUUAGAUUACAAUAUAAUUUUUCUGACCGUUUGGAACAAUGUAAACACAAAUUAGAUUAUAAGCGUACCAGAGUGUUGUAAUAAAAAAAAAAAUAUAUAUUUGUUUGUAAAGCCUUUAUUACAGCAAAGACUAAAAACAGUCACAUUCAUUCGUGAAUGCAAUUUCCGAAAUGGAACAAUUUAGGCCUAUUUAUUGUUUACGAUAAUUAUUCAAAGCUUGCUUUGUUAUUAUAAAACGAAAAUGCUUGAUUGCAUUUCACAUCAUGAAUUACUCGUAUGCAUUGUGAUGACCUGAACAAAUAAAUAAUUGAUUGAUACAGUAGCCUAUAUAAGUAUUAAAAUAUAGGCCUAAGUAAGUUAUGGUAUUAAGACUAAACAGGAUGUGCUCUUAGGCCUACAGCUCGAUGGUGGUUAUACAAGGCUGCUAUACUAAGCCUACUAAUGAUAAUGACAUUACUUACUAUUAUAAUGAUGAUCACAAUAAUAAUAGUAAUAUUAACAAUAAGAAGGAAAAAGGAGGGUUAUUAUUAUAUAAUAUUUUGGACAAUUUGGAACAGUGUAAACACUAAAUAAAUUAUAAAUAAUACCAGAGAGGCUGGUCUAACGAAUAAAAAAGAAAGCCUUUAUUACAACAUAGUAAAGAUUAAAAACAGCAGAAUUAGUGAAAUAGUUUCUAACGUGGUUGUGUGAGGCUUAGAGCUCCCGGAAUCACUUGGCUAUUAAACAAACACUCAAACAGGCAAUAGAAGCAGGAUCUGUCUUACUUCCGUAGAUAUUUAUGGAUGAUUUAUAAAGCCAGGCACAUUUAACAGUUAGGCUAUUGAUUAUAGACCUUAUUAAGUUGGGGUUUCCUCUCUCCUCAUUUUUCUUAGACAAUUGAGGCAAGGGGUCUUUUCUCAUCUCCUAACUCCGCUGCUGCCUCACAGCAUUGUUCUCAACACCAAUAUGCGGGUUAACUUUGCUAUUAUGCAGAUAGCAACAUGGUCUAGGAAAAGGUGGCAAUUCAACAGCGCACUGAUGUGUUUCAGAACAGAGACCACUAUCCAACGUGGGAGAAGGCGCAUUUGUUAUAAAAUAAUAUUGUUUUUAUUUGCGUUGCACCAUUGUUCUUGCAUAAUAUAACCAUAUACAAGUUCAGUAGCACAUGUCUAAGACUGAUGGACUGUGCCAUCCCCAUUGCCUCCACAAUGGAUCACUCCACCCAGACCGGCGUGAAUCAGACAGGUGCCUUGUACACCAUGAUGAUUUUUUGUUUUAAAAAAUUGCUACUGCUCGACUAAAGAAAUCUCAGUCGACCAACAGCCUAUUGACCAAACAGUCGACUAAAUGGGAUCAGCCCUAUAAGACAUUAACAAAAUACGUAAGUGAUUCGUAUUUUCCUUCAACUUUCUGAGGCACCGGCCCGGGAAGGCCCGUCUGGGUGUGCGCAUUUGUCUGCCACUAUGUAGCUGUUAACGAUGAUGCUAAUGACAACCGUCUUCUGGUAGAUGAAAAGGCUUUCCCAAAAACCUUCUCAAUUAAAUGUCUACUACAAAGUAGUAUAUGCAUACCUGGCAGAAUGAUAUCAUGAUUAUUUGCAUACAUUCAGUGGUGAUUUGUUCAGCAACUCUGCAAUCACGUGUGCUACAGAAACACUGCUAACCAAGCAAGGCUCUUGCUGAUGCACACCUAAAUUAAAGGGUAUCUACUAGGGAUUAAUAUUUUCCCCAAAAUCGACCAUAUUUCAAAACCGGGAAUAAUUCAUAUUUAACCCAAAAAAACUAAAAUGGAGAAAACAGAAUUAGGCACAAAAUGAAACCGAUUUUAAAGGGCCCUACAUUAUAUGGCUCCUAUUCCUGCGUUAAUCCUAUCAUCACUAACGGUACUGACCGAAUGUUCUACCAGACCGAACGUUUAAAUGUGUUGUAGGCUAAAUGUCCAUGCUAAGUUUCAGUUCCAACGGGUCAUUGCUGUAGGCUACAGAAAAUGUCAUCUUGGUUAUCAAAAGUUAUAAGAUAAUAGGAUCCACACGCUGGUAUAAAUUACUACUAAAGGACAAUAGGAUGCACAAGUGAGUAUACUGUGCAUUCGGAAAGUAUUCAGACCCCUUGACUUUUUUCACGUUUUGUUACGUUACAGCCUUGUUCUAAAAUUGAUUAAAUUGUGUUUUUUCCUCAUCAAUCUACACACAAUACCCCAUAAUGACAAAGCGAAAACGUUUUUUUUUUUAUUGUUGGAAAUGUAUAAAAUAUAUAAAACUGAAAUAUCACUUUUACAUAAGUAUUCAGACCCUUUACUCAGUACUUUGUUGAAGCACCUUUGGCAGCGAUUACAGCCUUGAGUCUUCUUGGGUAUGACGCUACAAGCUUGGCACACCUAUUUUUGGGGAGGUUCUCCCAUUCUUCUCUGCAGAUCCUCUCAAGCUCUGUCAGGUUGGAUGGGGAGAGUCGCUGCAUAGCUAUUUUAAGGUCUCUCAAGAGAUUCAAGUCCGGGCUCUGGCUGGGUCACUCAAGGACAUUCAGAGAUUUGUCCCGAAGCCACUCCUGCAUUGUCUUGGCUGUGUGCUUAGAGUCGUUGUCCUGUUGGAAGGUGAACCUUGGCCCCAGUCUAAGGUCCUGAGCACUCUGGAGCAAGUUUUCAUCAAGGAUCUCUCUGUACUUUGCUCCGUUCAUCUUUCCCUCGAUCCUGACUAGUCUCCCAGUCCCUGCCGCUGAAAAACAUCCCCACAACCUUAUGCUGCCACCACCAUGCUUCACCGUAGGUAUGGUGCCAGUUUUCCACUAGACGUGAUGCUCGGCAUUCAGGCCAAAGAGUUCAAUCUUGGUUUCAUCAGACCAGAGAAUCUUGUUUCUCAUGGUCUGAGAGUCCUUUAGGUGCCUUUUGGCAAACUCCAAGCGGGCUGUCAUGUGCCUUUUACUGAGGACUGGCUUCCGUCUGGCAACUCUACCAUAAAGGCCUGAUUGGUGGAGUGCUGCAGAGAUGGUUGUCCUUCAGGAAUGUUCUCCCAUCUCCACAGAGUUCUGUCAGAGUGAUCAUCGGGUUCUUGGUCACCUCCCUGACCAAGGGCCUUCUCCCUCGAUUGCUCAGUUUGGCCGGGCGGCCAGCUCUAGGAAGAGUAUUGGUGGUUCCAAACUUCUUCCAUUUAAGAAUGAUGGAAGCCACUGUGUUCUUGGGGACCUUCGAUGCUGCAGAAAUGUUUUGGUACCCUUCCCAGAUCUGUGCCUCGACACAAUCCUGUCUCGGCACUCUACGGAUAAUUCCUUCAACCUCAUGGCUUGGUUUUUGCUCUGACGUGCACUGUCAACUGUGGGACCUUGUAUAGACAGGUGUGUGCCUUUCCAAAUCAUGUCCAAUCAAUUGAAUUGACCAAAUGUGGUCUCCAGUUAAGUUGUAGAAUAAUCUCAAGGAUGAUCAAUGGAAACAGGAUGCACCUGAGCUCAAUUCGAGUCUCAUAGCAAAGGGUCUGAAUACUUGUGUAAAAUAAGGUAUUUAGUUUUUUUAUUUUUAAUACAUUUGCAAAAAUGUCCAAACCUGUUUUCGCUUUGUCGUCAUUAUGGGGUAUUGUGUGUAGAUUGAUGAGGGGAAAAAUGUAAUCCAUUUUAGAAUAAGGCUGUAACAUAACAAAAUGUGGAAAAGGGGAAGUGGUCUGAAUACUUUCCGAAUGCACUGUAUAUAUGGAAAAAUAAAUGUUUAAGAAUGUCGACCAAUCAAUUGGUCGAAAGAACAGAUAACUCUUGGUCGACCAAGAUUUUUUGUUGUUGUCAGGAACUGCCCUAAUGUCUUAUCAUCAUCUUGGGCAAAUUAAUUAAUAUUCUAAUAAAUUCAAUACGUUUUGUUGAUUUCCUACUAAGUUCUAAAAUGUUUCCCCAAACUGGAGAUUCAAACAAUGAUGGAGGAUCCCCCAAUUCUGGUUUAUCGACCCCAGCACUCGCCAUCGUACAGAACUAGUUCCCAGCUGCGCCUCACAAAAGGAUAGUUUGAAAUGCGGCAAUUAAAGAUUAGAAUUUUGAUUACAAUGUGUGCAUAGGCUCUAGUUGUUUUAACGGAAUAGCCUACAAUGUUUUUUCAGCUCAGAUUUACUAGAGACAUACAACACAGUGUAGCCAUAGCCUAUAGGCCUAGUGUUUCAAUGUUUGUAUAUAUGUAUUUUUUUAUGUAUUCAUUCGGGUUCAAAGUGCAGGCCAACCCUGUACCACCAUUACACACCUCAUUACUACUGGUGUGAGCGUUGAAAGGUUCAGUGCGGUCAAAGAUGUGAUUUUCCUGUGUUUUAUCUAUACUGUAUUUCCACACUGAGGUUGGAGUAAUACUGUGAAAUUGUGAAAAUUAUGAAAAUGCCAUUUUAGUGUAAGAGCUGAAAUUUCUGCCUGUUUUGGUGGGAUGGAGUUUUUGCCUGUCUGGUAACAUCACCAGUCGGAAAUUUGUUAAUAGACCAAUAAGAAAGAGAUCCAAACCUCUCUGCCAAUAACAGCUAGUUUUCAGUUUUCCCCACCCCACUCAGACCACUCCCAGACAGUCCUAGCAUAAUUCUUGCUUGAGACAUUGCUCUUUGCUAAGAAGCUAUUUUUGUCUCUUUUUGACCAUUUUAAUUGAAAACAAUCACAAGGUACUUAAUUGUUACCCAGAAAUUAUUUUAUAUUGAGAUAAAAAUGGCAGCAUUGGAACCUUCAAAACGUAGUUUUGCUAUCCCAUGUCUGAACCACUCUCCUAUAUCCCAUCUACAUAAGCAGCUGGCCAGCCUGCUGACAGACCUGGGCUGCACCAGCUCAGCCUUGCUAAUCUACGAGAAGCUGGAGCUGUGGGAGGAUGCUGUCAUCUGCCUGGAGAGGAUGGGCCAGCAUGGCAAGGUACAACACAGCCAUUACAACCACCAGAAAAACUGUGACUUCCCCUCAGGCACAUUUAAUACCCAUUGCUUUACACAAAAGACGAUGUCAUUCUUCGUAUUAAACAUGGUUACCAUCACCACACAAACAAACUCAAGAGAGAAGCUCAUCUUGCCCACACUGGAAGAAAAGUGAAUAUCACCGCUCUUUCCAUCCACCCUGUUACCUAGCUAUCUCGCUCUGUUCCCUACUCCCUCCUUCUCUGCCCCCUUCCCUCUAUCUGUCUGUCUUUGGUGAGCACAUGUUUAUGCACUCAUUUGUGUUCUCGGGCCUUCCAGCUGUCAGACGAAUCAGUCCCAGGGAGAUCUGGCUCUGUUUCCCUGGCGUUAUUAUUAACCUGUCUGGCCCCCAGGGCCCCCCUGGGACACACUCCCAGAUAGACAGAAAUAUAGCAUGUUUGGGUUGGAUCACUCUAUCACCUAUCCCUCUUGGUGGCGCUGAUUUGAAUAUUCACUUUGGUCUCUUAAUGGUGGAACAGGCUAUGGAAAUACAGGUCACAAGGGUAGCCUACAGCACCAAUGGCAUUGGUUUUAGACUGUUUUCCACAGAGGCAGACAGUAAAGAAUCAAAGAUGUGGACGUAUGACAGCUGUUUGUUUUUGUUGGUCCUCCUUUUUGAUAGCGGAUCGUUUUCCUAUUUUUGGGGAGGAAAAGUCUCAAAUGUUUACACAGGUGUUUUUUUUCUUCUCUCGCCCAACCUGCAAGUGCUCUCGGUCAGAAUUGACUGAGGUAAUGAAGCAGAGCAAAAAUAAGGAGCCAGAGGUGAGGCAACCUCCUCUCUCGCACUCUUGCACCUGUCAGAGAAUGUUCUGUCAAGUCCUAACAGAAUCGUGGCGUGCCACACCAGGCCAAGAAGAGAAUCCUGUAACACCGUCCACCAUAUUGCUGUGGUUAUGAAAGUCAUUGAUGAAACCGAUGCCAGAUUUGUCACAACUGCUCUGAGGAUGUUCUCCCAAACCAUUACGCAAUGGACAUCUGGUUAAUUCUCAGUAAGAUUCUCACUGAAGUAUUUUCUUUCCAUCUUCAUCACCCCUUGUCCUUUUAGUCAUCGACCUGUUUAAGUGACCUCUCAGCAUGAUUCACAGGGUUCUUUCUCAUAAAUUCUCUGUAAUAGCUAGUAUCACCACAUCAAUCUCUCUGGAUCAACAGGGCUUGGCUUGGACAGAUUGAGCAGAAAUGAGUAUUCCACACACACACACACACGCACGCAUGCGCGCACACACAUACCAGUGCUCCCUCCAGCUGACCCGUACUUAGCCGCUGCUCACAGUCCCAAUCCUGAAUGUGAGUCCUGCAGGGCAUUGUGCUCUGUUAGUGAAUUACAGCUUGUUUUGUCUUCCAAUAUGGUUACAGAUGUCAAUUUUGGUCAAUAAAAGAAGUCCUCCACACUAAAACCAUGCACUUUGGCCCCAGCCAGCACUCCGUGUAACAUGAUAAAAAAGGCAAUCCAUUUGUCUGGAGAAGACUUGGGUGGAUUCCAGCCGGUAGCCAAGCCCUGUUCCUGCUCUCAGUGUCUGAAUGCAUGCUUAAUGUGAGUGAGCCUGACCUGGCCACAACCUGAGAAAAAUAAUGAAACUAAAAUAGAGAAACAGAGGAAUGCGGAGAGAGGAAGGGAGGCCUGCGUUAAGUCAAUUUCUGUUGAAUUAGUUUGAUAGCUCUAGAGUUUUGAAUGCAAUUGUUGUAUUACACCAGCCUUAUGGAUGAGCCAUCCGUGUAAAUCUUACAUGGAAAUAAAGAUGAAACAUUGAACAACACUUAUAUGGUAUAACCCAGGCCAAAAUAUCCACAUUUUAAAUAAAGGUAUAGUAUUGACAAAUGUUUAAAGCACUUCCGUUGCACAAAUGGGACAGUAAAUCACAUAUGAAUAUCCCGGUACACGCAAUUCAGACAGAGAACCCAUUCAGAGAGUAUAUGUUCGCAUUCACAACUCAUGAAUGUUGUUCAAUUUCUUGAAAUAUUUUAAGCCUGAUUGGAUUCCCUUCAAUGUGCUACCGCACCAUGAAAAAUUACUCUCCCCUCACAAAAAUGUGUCAUGGCUCCCAUAGUAAGACAGGGCCCAUUUAUAAAAGCAACAGAUAUAGCCAAAGGGUGAUUCCACUCUACCCUUAACCAAGGCUCAGUGAGUUCAGAGAACUCCUUAUGUGGUUUUCCCAGCACAAUAAGGGUGUCUGUACUUGGAGGAGUACUGAAUCUCUCCUUUUCUCUCCCUCUACUUCUCGCUCUCUCUCUUUAUGGAGGAGCACACUGGGGGUUCUAACUGGUGGCCAUGCUCCAAGGUUAUAAAAACCCAAUUCACAAUCACCCUUUUCCAUUUCCCCCAGAAGAUCUACUGAAAUACUUCUAAUGAAAGUCAUUCUCCAGUGAAAAGCACAUCGUCUCAGUCUGUCUUAUUGCCUGGCAAGAGCAUGUCAUGGGCAUGGUCAUAAGAGAGCUUUCUAAUCAAUUAGCCUAAUUCUUUGCCAGCAGUUGGCUGUAGGGGUGCCCCAUUGAUGUUGUGAAUAUAACCUCCCUAACAUGCUUUUUUUCUUGGUAAUAAAAUCUCGCCUUCCUUUCUGGGAAACAGUCAGACAUUUUCCCUCUUUCCUGGGUGUGUAGCACCCCUCCAAAUAACUGAAUGGUGGUAACUAUAGGAUUUACUGCAGUACUGAUGACUGUGAAACUGUUAUAAAUAUUUGUUGAAGGGAUCAGGCUCCACUGCCAGCGGUGGGUGUGUGGUCUGGAAAAGGCCAUGGAAGCCCACUUCUUUUUGAUCAGCAGCACUAGUGUGCUGAUGUGAUGACUGUUUUGUAACCCCUAAGGACGUUAUUGAUAUUUAAAGAAAAAUCCAAUGGAAAUUGUUUUAAAAUGGGCUGUAAAUUGUUGGCUAGCUCCCUCUGUAGAGGAAAAAAAGGGGUUAUUUCUAAUAUAAAUGCACAUGUCUUCUAAGAUAAGUUUUCCCUUGUUGUACUAUAGUAUAGUGUGGCCAGCGUAAAUACAAAUAAUGUGAAAUAUGAGUGCCAUAGAUUUACCACUGUAAUAUCACAGCCACAGAGUCAUAAUGAUAUUUCUACUCAGUGGUUAAAUUAUUGGAAAAGCAAAGCUGAGAGAAAGAGAAAGAGACUGCUUACUACUGAUAAUUGUCUCCAGCAAUUUUCUGUCAUCGGUAGAGUUGCUGAACUCCCCUUACUUUUCUGUGGUGUUAUUCCCCUUUUGUCAACCCAAUCUGUGAUUUGCAGAGGUCCAUGCUCAUCUACUAUUCAUGCUUAUAUGAAAAACACUUUUCGUUCCAACAAAUAUUCAGUUCAGUGUCUGUUGGCUAGUUGAGGCUACAGUAGAAGUACCAACCGUUUCAACAUCUUGAUUGAGCCAAUUGAGCUUCCUUUCCCAGUGAGUGGAUUGUGGCAGUCCAAAUCAAAGCCUGGUCAUUGUUAGCAGGGAAUGACUCUGAAGGUCUUAAGGAACAAAGCUAUUUUCUCUCUCUCUCCCCCUCCCUCCCUCUCUCUCUCUUCCCCCUUCCCUCUGUUUCUCUCCCUCCCUCCUUUUCUCCCUCUCUCCCAGGCGGAGGAGAUCCUGCGUAUGGAGAAGGAGACCCCCAGUCUGUACUGCUUGCUGGGGGACGUGCUGCGGGACCACCAAUACUACGACCAGGCCUGGGAGCUGUCGAACCAUCGCAGCGCCCGCGCCAUGCGCUCCUGCUGUACCUCCGGGCCAAGGACUUCCAGCAAUGUGUGGAGUGCUUCGAGAAGUCACUCCGCAUCAAUACCAUGCAGGUAAACUAACCUCUGAUAUGGCUAGCUAUGGGUAGGAUAUUUGAAAAAUGAUUUUUGAGACUCUGAAGUGGAUUCUUGUCAUGUCAGGCCUACUCACAGGGUGAAACUCAACUGACUGACACCACAGCUGAUUUGCAUAGAUGGGUCCUGCCUGUCAGUUGCAGAGCGGGGCCUCCCUCCUGCCUGGCUGCUUGUCACUCCCACCGUGACAGGUGGGCUUUCCUCCGACGCAAACUCUCCACAUACAGGCACAGGAGGGACGCAACAUAAGACAACAUGGCAUUUGCUCUUCUUUUUUCCCCACACCUCUCCUGUGUGCCACCUGCCAGAGAGCGUGGUGGGGAAGUUUUGAAAGCAGGACUCUUGAGAAAGUGUGGCAGGCUCAGCACGUUGUUAAUUUUUACCGUGGAUCAAGGGAGAGAGUUAGCAUUUAGCACUAAGAUAAUAUAGGAUUCUCACCUGGAAUAGAUAAGACUAUAAAAUGAUAUUGCACAACAUUUAACAGUUUAGGAUUCCUGAACUCACUGCUCAUGUUUGACUCUGUACUGUGUUUGUCUUGUUUCUACAGCUUGGGGUGUGGUUCUCCCUGGGCUGUGUCUACUUUGCCCUGGAGGGCUAUGAGGGAGCUGCCAAGGCCUUCCAGAGGUGUGUGGGACUGGAGCUAGAUGUAAGUAUAUACUAUAUUUUUACAACUCCUUCCUCCCAAUGUCAGGCCUUACAUCAUCACAUACAGUGCCUUCAGAAAGUAUUCAUACCCCUUUACUUAUUUCACAUUUUGUUGCUACAGGCUGAAUUAAAAAUGGAUUAAAUACAUUUUUUCCUCUCCCAUCUACACGCAAUGCUCCAUAAUGACAGUGAAAAUAUGUUUUUAGAAAUGUUGGCAAAUGUAUUGAAAAUGAAAUGCAGAAAUAUCUCAUUUACAUACAGUGGGGAGAACAAGUAUUUGAUACACUGCCGAUUUUGCAGGUUUUCCUACUUACAAAUGUAACCCUCUCACCAGGCUCGAAUUUGACUCUGACAAUAUUACCUUAUUUAGAAUAUCUGAACAGCAUGGGAUAUUAGGUGAGAAGGACAUCUCCAAUAAGAAUCCCUAUUGUAAACUUGCUAGGGUGAAUGACAAAUAGGGUAUUAACUUCAGAUAGAAUGAUUAUAGACAUGGUUAUUAUUAUAAGUAUAUGCUUUCCCAUGCAUUAAAUGAAACUGAAACAGUAAAUGACUCCACUAAUACAACAGACAUAAGGUUCAAGAUCUAUAUUAAUCAAAUUUUCAAUGUAUCACAUCAAAAGAAAUAAAAAUAAUAAACCCCAAUGAUUUUUCCACAACCCAUGUCCAAAUUAUUUGCAAGCUUGCGUAAACCCUGGGCGCGUGUUGGAGCUCAUAAAAAAAUUACGACAUACAUAAAGUCCCGAAGUCCACCCCACAUUUGUAGUUACUCACUACUUGUAGAUAAUGCCUUAGCAAAAUAUAGUAGUUCCGUGCAGGUGUCCUCACAAGAUCCACAGCGAACACAGCUAUCAAUGCAGCCAGUACUCGGUAGCAGCAACAGACAUCCAUUGGAAACCCGAACUCGUUGAUCGUCACAAGCAAUUCUCUCCAAGUCUUGCACGAUGCUAGGCUAACCUCUAGGAUGUCGAAUGUCUCCACAAUGCGACGGCAGCUUCAGUCUCCACUAGGUCUUUCUUAACGAAAUAAUAAACACUCUCUUAUAGAAAUAAAAUCAGGAUUUCCCUUCAAAAAACUCUGUAGGUAUGGUUUUGUUUUCUCUUUAUCGUUUCCUUUGGUCGUUUUUCCUUCACCAACCCCACUAACGUCUCUCCUCUCCCUUCUUUCAACCUUUCCCUCUCUUUUCUUUCCCAGCAACCAGUCCACUCUCCCAUUGGCCACAACUUAACAAGUUAACUCAUUGGUCAAAACUUUAACGAGAUACGUGGGAAACUUAAAAGUAAACCAACCUAUUCACUUGUAAAAAUUUUUUAAACAUUGCUUCAAAAGAAAUGCAUUAAUGACAUUACAAAUCAGGAGCUAUUCGAUCACCUUUUAAAUCUAAUACCAAUGAAUUAUAACAAAUAAACUCUAUACUUGGUUUUAGCAAGGUAUUACACUCUCCCCCCACCAAAAUAGGCAUGUCCUCAUGACUUGUAAACAUAAGUGAAAUGUAAUGACAAGUAAAUGUGUCAACUCUUAACUACAACCUACAGCUGAGACAAAACUUGUUAGAUAAUUGAAAAUGAGAUACAUUUGUGUUUCCCUUAUCCAAUCCACUUGUACAAUGUGGAACAAUAUCUGACAACUGGGGCUAUACUUGGAACUCCAGGUUUAUCAUAGGUAAGUAAUACAGGUGCUUUCUUUACUCUCUGAGAUCUUCUUAUCCCUGGUCCUUCCAUUUCCUCCGAAGUUUCCACUUCUCCCUGAACUUCUCGUUCCUCUUCUGUAAUCUCUUCAACUGAGUUAGAUGCCUCAUUAUCAUCUACUUCAACUCCAGUUGCGACCUCAGCUUCUUGACUGGACUCUUUUACUUCCAGAACUUGGUCUACUCUUUCAGGUUCCCCUGUAAUUUGAUUCCAAACUAUGUCUAAGUCCAAGCUAAAUGGUUCCGACAUCUCUUUCACUUCUCGGCUUAUACAGUUUGUAUUUGGCACUUCAUACCAUACUCCGAUGUCCUCAUCUUCUGAGUCAAAAUCCUUCUCAUCUUCUGGAUUCUCAACCUCUUCAACUUUCUCAUCAUUCCGAGGAGUACAGUUUCCAGGCAACUUUUCAUUUCCCUUUCUCUUCCUCCUUCUUUGCAGGGUCCUUCUACCAGGUGUUGGUUCUAUGUUAACCACAGGUUCUAUGCGCACUUUCUGCCCCAGUGGUAGCAGGUGAUUUCGAUGAAGAAUCUUAAUGGGUCCAUCUCCAAUUUCAGGCUUCAAACGAAACACAGGUAAGUUUGACAUCUGACUUUCCACCACAUAUGGCGUAGAGGCCCAGCGAUCUGCCAGCUUAUGUUUUCCUUGCAGUCCUAGAUUCCGUAUGAGGACUCUGUCUCCAGGCAUGAGUUGCAUGUAGCGGAUCUUCUUAUCAUAUCGCUGUUUGUUUUCUUGGUUUUGCUUUCCAGCAGUGCUCUCAGCAAGUUUGUAAGUAGCUUGUAACUGUUUCUUCAUAUCAGAUACAUACUUGAGGUAAGUUCUCUCUGAAGAGCUAUCACUCGAGACUCCAAAACAAAUAUCAACAGGCAAUCUAGCUUCACGUCCAAACAUUUUUAAAAAUGGCGAAUAGCCAGUCGCUUCAUUCCGACUACAGUUAUACGAGUGCACUAGAUGCCCAACAUACUGACUCCAUUUGUUAUUUCGUGUAGGAUCAAGAGUUCCAAGCAUGUUCAACAAGGUUCGGUUGAAUCUCUCGGGUUGCGGAUCUCCCUGAGGAUGAUAUAGUGUUGUCCUUGACUUCUCCACUCCAAGCAUAUUCAGUAGCUCAUGGAUGAGUCGACUUUCAAAAUCUCUACCUUGAUCACUAUGCAUCCUCUUGGGCAGACCAUAAUGGAUGAAGUACCUCUCCCACAAUACCUUGGCGACCGUGGAUGCUUUCUGAUCCUUCGUAGGAAAAGCUUGAGCGUAUCUUGUGUAAUGACAAGAACAUUCGCUGUGUUACUGGAGUCAGGCUUAAUGGACAGGAAAUCCAUACACACAAGGUCCAUAGGUCCAUCACUUUGCAUAUGACCAAGCGGAGCAACUAUCUUUGGAAGUGUUUUCCUCUGUACACAGCGAGCACAGGACUUACAGUACUCUUCUACUUCCAUCUUCAUGCAUGGCCAGUAGAACCGGUCUCUGACAAGUCCAUAUGUCUUGUAAAAUCCUAAAUGACCUGAGUCAUCAUGCAGCGACGUGAUAACCAUAGUUCUGAACUUCUCUGGAAGAAGUAACUGAGCACGACGAGUCUUGUUUGGCGGAUGUGUGAUCCUGUACAUAACUCCAUCUUCCAUCUUUAGCUUAUCCCACUCUCUCAGGAGCAAAGAGAUGAGUGGAUGUUUUGUCUUGGUAACCCUGGUGAUAUCAUGUUUAUUAAGAGCAACCCACAUCUCUCCUAAGCAAGGAUCUUCUUGUUGCGAUGCAGAAAGUUCCAUAGUGCUCAAUCUGGGCAUGUUAGACGUCAGCAUGCUCAGGUUACAGUAUGCUUGAGGCACAGCAUGCAUAGAGGCUCCCAACUGAUCAAUCACUCUACUAUGAGAUGAUCCAGGAGUUAUUCUAACAACAUUAGACAUCUGGCACAUGGCUCUAACACCGGAUGCAGGAAUGUCUCUCCAAUCUUGUUCCACUGCAUAUUGCUGAUGAGGGCGGCGAGAUAAAGCAUCGGCAUCUAUGUUCUGCCUGCCUGGCCUGUACUUGAGACUAAAGUCAUAGGUAGACAACGCAGCCAGCCAACGAUGACCAGUGGCAUCCAGUUUUGCGGACGUGAGGACAUAUGUCAAUGGGUUGUUGUCUGUUCUAACCUCGAACUUGACCCCAUACAGGUAAUCAUGUAGUUUAUCAACCACGGCCCACUUCAACGUAAGAAACUCUAACUUGUGAGCUGGGUAGUUGCGUUCAGAAGCGGUCAGGCUUCGACUCACAAAUGCCACAGGACGCAGACCCUCACCUUGAUCUUGGUACAGUACUCCACCUAACCCUUCGCGCCUAGCAUCUACAUGUAGAACGUAUGGCAACUGAGGAUCAGCAAAAGCCAACACAGGAGCUUUUGUGAGGCUUUCCUUCAAUGUCUCGAAUGCCAAUUCACACUUCUCAUUCCACCUUGAUCCAAAUGGUUCUGAGUUGUUGAGGUAGGCUUUCACCUCUUCCUUGGACUUUCUCCCUUUCUUGCCUGCGGGAAGAUAUCCACAUAAGAGCUGAUUCAGGGGGUAACUCACUUUAGAGUAGUCUUUCACAAAUCUCCUGUAAUAUCCACAGAAUCCUAGGAAAGAACGCAGAGCAGUCACAGUUUCAGGCCUUGGCCACGUGGUGACAGCUUAAAUUUUUGAUGGGUCUGUUGCCACUCCAUUCUGGGAUAUGAUAUGUCCAACAUAGUUGACAGAUGUGCUGCAAAACUGACACUUGUCAAGGGACAGUUUUAGGCCUUCACUUUUCAAGCGGUCCAACACCUUGAGCACCUACUCGUGUUCUUCCAGCGUCCUUCCAAACACGAUUAAGUCGUCAAGGUAAACAAGAACUUCGAGUAGAUUCAUGUCUCCAACUGUCUGUUCCAUGACACGUUGAAAUGUUGCAGGUGCUCCGGACACACCCUGUGGCAUCCUCUCAAAUUGGUAAAAUCCAACUGGACAGAUAAAUGCAGUCUUCUCUUUAUCUGUGUCACCCAUUGGGAUUUGAUAGUAUCCGCUUCAGAGAUCUAACACACUGAACCAUUUGCUCCCACUCAAACAUGUCAGAGCAUCCUCCACAUGUGGGACUGUGUACUGGUCGGGAACAGUGCGCUUGUUGAGGGUCCUGUAAUCAACACACAUGCGUAUGGUGCCAUUCUUUUUCCUCACCACCACAAUAGGAGAUGCAUAGGGGCUUCUCGACUCAGAUAUGAUCCCAGAACUUUUCAAGUUAUUUAGAUGCUUCCUUACAUCUUCAACAUCAGCUGGAGCCAAGCGGUGAGAUCUCUCCCUAAACGGUUUGUCUUCAGUAACUCUGAUGGUGUGAUGAGUACUCUUUGAACAACCCACAUCAAACUCAUGUGUUGAGAACACUUCUUUCCGUUCCAUCAUCUUUUCACAUAACCUCUUCUUCCAUCCCUCAGGCACUGGAGAAUCUCCAAAGUUGAAUGAAGAAGACGUCAACUUCUCAGAUGAAUCCUGCUCUCUUUUCAAUGGAAACCCAGGAGCAAUAUCUACAGGAAACAGAUGAGCAAUAGGCAUACCUCGUUUCAGAGUGAUCUCCUUUGUCGAGACAUUCCUGACAGUAAGGGUGAUUCUUCUAGACGACACAACUGCAACCGUCUGGAUUUCAGGCCUCACUAGUAGUUCUUCAGGGAACCGGGGUUCUUCAGGCCUCUCUACCAGAAGGGUUUGAGUAGAAGGUAUCCCAGGAAACUUUGGAAUUCCAGUAACUCUCACCUGCCCACCAGGUGGCAGGGUGACAGGUUUUGUCUGUGCGAACCAGACCGUUCCUCUCUUCUCAUCAUCAUCAGUUGAGCUUUCUCUCAUAUGCCUCCUUGAUAGCAGGAUGAACUUGUAGUGUGCUAAGGAAACCUUCACCUUCCUUUUCUCUGCAAGCAGUCAUAAGUCUCUUCACUACAGACGUAUUUGUGCCGACCAGAAUAGACACGUCACCUUUCAUGGCCGGAUCUGGACAUACCAACACAAGUGCUUCAAUGGUCUCUGCUACGCCCACAACCGAUCCCGAGAACUCAAGCUUGAGCGACAAAUAGCCAUCAUAUGGAUACUGCUCAGAGCUAAGGCCCCAUAUCUCUAAGUUUCCUAUAGGAAUCAAUGGCAAAUGCGUCAGGUACUUGUCAUAAAAGGAUCUGUAUAGUAGAGUAAUCUGAGAACCACUAUCUAGUAAAGCUUUAGCAUAGACACCUUCAAUCUGUACAGAAACGACAGAACUUGGGCCAACUAAACCUGUAGGUAGCAUGUCUUUCAUGUCUUCAUACUUGUGGCACUUUGUGGAACGUAUCUUCACCGGGACGUCAGGUGUAGGGACUGAUCAGAGCCUGUACCUUCAGGCUCUGAUCAGUCCCUACACCCAAACGAGGGCAUUGCGUUCAUCCACCUCUGGCCUGCUGGCUCCCCUUCCUCUGCGGAAGCAUAGUUCCCGCUCAGCCCAGUCAAAACUGUUCGCUGCUCUGGCACCCCAAUGGUGGAACAAGCUCCCUCACGACGCCAGGACAGCGGAGUCACUCACCACCUUCCGGAGACAUUUGAAACCCCACCUCUUUAAGGAAUACCUGGGAUAGGAUAAAGUAAUCCUUCUACCCCCCCCCCAAAAAAUUAAUAAAUAAAAAAACAUAUUGUAAAGUGGUUAUCCCACUGGCUAUAGGGUGAAUGCACCAAUUUGUAAGUCGCGUCUGCUAAAUGGACGUAAAUGUAAAUGUCAGGCCGCUCCUUUACUGGGUCCCUCUGUAGUUUCCCAUAGACCGUUUUUGUUUGAUCAGGCGUGUGUUGACUUUCCUCAAGUUCUCUUCACCUCCAGUUUCUCUUGAAAUGGCCAUCUUCUCCACAUCUAUAACAGAACACUCCGGGGUUUCUGUCGGCCUGUGUCUGUUCUUGUGAUGGAUUUACCCUUUUCUUUUUGCUUUUAAAUGCAACAUCUGACCUUUGUGUGUCAGAGUGAGCUGCUGUGACGUUAGCAGACAUGAGACGUGUCAUUUCAAUUUUCAAACCUUUUAGCUCUUUUCUCAGGACUUCUAUCUCAGUAUUAGCUUCUUCACAAACUGUAGCAACAGGAGCAACAGCUGAUGACUUCACAACACUCUUCGUUGUGUUCCUGUCUUGAAUCAUGUCCUCCUCCUCCCUUACUUCCUGCAGCAGCUCAGUAAAGGUUGGUGGAUCACGCAGUUUAUAGGUCAUGCGAAUACGAAGCGCAACCAUGUCAUGUGAGGAUGCACCUCUCACUACUUGGCCAAUGUGUGUGCGAUUCAUCUCUGACAGCUCAAUGCCUCCUUUUCGAUAUACAGUGUGCAGCAAUUUGUCAAGUCUCAACAGGUAAUCUGAAAGCUUCUCUCCUUCACUCUGGAAUGUGUUUCUGAACCUUACCAUGAGAUCAGGUGCACUUUCGGUGGUACCGAAUGCGGUUUCUAGAGCCUUCACGUAUUCGAUCGCUGUAGCAUGGGGGUUUCCGGUCCUAAAGAACCCCACAAUGUCAGCAGCAGGCCCUUUAAGACUUUCUAUUAUUCUCUGUUUUUUCACAUUGUCGGUGCACUGCCAUUCCUCUAGAAAAUGGGUGGUUUGCUCAGCCCAUGCGUCAUACUCUUCCUCUCCACUAGGAGUGGGCUUCGCACCUGAGAACAUACGUAGCUUACGGUAACUCUGAGUCUCAGAUGGCACAUUGUUGCAUUUUUCUACCAGUGAACUUAUGGCAGUAACCAGUUCAGCGUUGAGGUCAGCACCAGAGGCCUUUAACAUCAGCCACAGUCUUCCCUUCAUAUCUUAGAAAGGAUAAUAGCUUUGCCUGGAAGUCUUCACCCUCUCUCUCAACUGGAGAUGUGACUUGUGAAACUACAUGUACAGGCCAGGGACCCAACUCUCCAGGUAUCCCAACAACACUUGGCACAGCUAUUUCGUUAAGGUUGUUUGAUAUCUCUACCAAAACAUACUGCGUUUUACCAGCUGAAUAAGAACAACGACCACGCAGUCUAAUUUUACCAAAAGCCUUAACAUAAGUCAGCGUUUCCAGCAGAACCUCAUCAGACACAUCAUCUGUAACACUGCUAAGGACAACUGCACGAUUAGUAGCUAGCUGUUUCUCUCUACACCAGGUAACAAUCUCUUCAACAUGCAUGUUGUAGGUUUAUGCCUAUACAGCAAUGUCAGAAGAAAAUCCACAAUUUCAAUUCAAAAUUGUCAAAUGGGGAGUCAAAAAUAUCCCAUCAACAAUAACCAAGAUCCCGGACGAGCCCCCAAAAAUGUAACCCUCUCACCAGGCUCGAAUUUGACUCUCACAAUAUUACCUAAUUUAGAAUAUCUGAACAGCAUGGGAUAUUAGGUGAGAAGGACAUCUCCAAUAAGAAUCCCUAUUGUAAACUUGCUAGGGUGAAUGACAAAUAGGGUAUUAACUUCAGAUAGAAUGAUUAUAGACUUGGUUAUUAUUAUAAUGAUAUGCUUUCCCAUGCAUUAAAUGAAACUGAAACAGUAAAUGACUCCACCAAUACAACAGACAUAAGGUUCAAGAUCUAUAUUAAUCAAUUUUUCAAUGUAUCACAUCAAAAGAAAUUAAAAUAAUAAACCCCAAUGAUUUUUCCACAACCCAUGUCCAAAUUAUUUGCAAGCUUGCAUAAACCCUGGGUGCGCGUUGGAGCUCAUAAAAAAAUUACGACAUACAUAAAGUCCCGAAGUCCACCCCACAUUUGUAGUUACUCACUACUUGUAGAUAAUGCCUUAGCAAAAUAUAGUAGUUCCGUGCAGGUGUCCUCACAAGAUCCACAGCGAACACAGCUAUCAAUGCAGCCAGUACUCGGUAGCAGCAACAGACAUCCAUUGGAAACCCGAACUCGUUGAUCGUCACAAGCAAUUCUCUCCAAGUCUUGCACGAUGCUAGGCUAACCUCUAGGAUGUCGAAUGUCUCCACAAUGCGACGGCAGCUUCAGUCUCCACUAGGUCUUUCUUAACGAAAUAAUAAACACUCUCUUAUAGAAAUAAAAUCAGGAUUUCCCUUCAAAAAACUCUGUAGGUAUGGUUUUGUUUUCUCUUUAUCGUUUCCUUUGGUCGUUUUUCCUUCACCAACCCCACUAACGUCUCUCCUCUCCCUUCUUUCAACCUUUCCCUUUCUUUUCUUUCCCAGCAACCAGUCCACUCUCCCAUUGGCCACAACAAGUUACCUCAUUGGUCAAAACUUUAACGAGAUACAUGGGAAACUUCAACUUAAAAGUAAACCAACCUAUUCACUUGUACAUUUUUUUAAAACAUUGCUUCAAAAGAAAUGCAUUAAUGACAUUACAAAUCAGGAGCUAUUCGAUCACCUUUUAAAUCUAAUACCAAUGAAUUAUAACAAAUAAACUCUAUACUUGGUUUUAGCAAGGUAUUACACAAAGCAUGUAGAGGUCUGUAAUUUUUAUCAUAGGUACACUUCAACUGUGAGAGACGGAAUCUAAAACAAAAAUCCAGAAAAUCACAUUGUAUAAUUUUUAAGUAAUUAAUUUGCAUUUUAUUGCAUGACAUAAGUAUUUGAUACAUCAGAAAAGCAGAACUUAAUAUUUGGUACAGAAACCUUUGUUUGCAAUUAUAGAGAUCAUAAGAUUCCUGUAGGUCUUGACUAGGUUUGCACACACUGCAGCAGGGAUUUUGGCCCACUCCUCCAUACAGACCUACUCCAGAUCCUUCAGGUUUCGGGGCUGUCGCUGGGCAAUACAGACUUUCAGCUCCCUCCAAAGAUUUUCUAUUGGGUUCAGGUCUGGAGACUGGCUAGGCCACUCCAGGACCUUGAGAUGCUUCUUACGGAGCCACUCCUUAGUUGCCCUGGCUGUGUGUUUCGGGUCGUUGUCAUGCUGGAAGACCCAGCCACGACCCAUCUUCAAUGCUCUUACUGAGGGAAGGUUGUUGUUGGCCAAGAUCUCACGAUACAUGGUCCCAUCCAUCCUCCCCUCAAUACGGUGCAGUCGUCCUGUCCCCUUUGCAGAAAAGCAUCCCCAAAGAAUGAUGUUUCCACCUCCAUGCUUCACGGUUGGGAUGGUGUUCUUGGGGUUGUACUCAUCCUUCUUCUUCCUCCAAACACGGCGAGUGGAGUUUAGACCAAAAAGCUCUAUUUUUGUCUCAUCAGACCACAUGACCUUCUCCCAUUCCUCCUCUGGAUCAUCCAGAUGGUCAUUGGCAAACUUCAGACGGGUCUGGACAUGCGCUGGCUUGAGCAGGGGGACCUUGCGUGCGCUGCAGGAUUUUAAUCCAUGACGGCGUAGUGUGUUACUAAUGGUUUUCUUUGAGACUGUGGUCCCAGCUCUCUUCAGGUCAUUGACCAGGUCCUGCCGUGUAGUUCUGGGCUGAUCCCUCACCUUCCUCAUGAUCAUUGAUGCCCCACGAGGUGAGAUCUUGCAUGGAGCCCCAGACCGAGGGUGAUUGACCGUCAUCUUGAACUUCUUCCAUUUUCUAAUAAUUGCGCCAACAGUUGUUGCCUUCUCACCAAGCUGCUUGCCUAUUGUCCUGUAGCCCAUCCCAGCCUUGUGCAGGUCUACAAUUUUAUCCCUGAUGUCCUUACACAGCUCUCUGGUCUUGGCCAUUGUGGAGAGGUUGGAGUCUGUUUGAUUGAGUGUGUGGACAGGUGUCUUUUAUACAGGUAACGAGUUCAAACAGGUGCAGUUAAUACAGGUAAUGAGUGGAGAACAGGAGGGCUUCUUAAAGAAAAACUAACAGGUCUGUGAGAGCCAGAAUUCUUACUGCUUGGUAGGUGAUCAAAUACUUAUGUCAUGCAAUAAAAUGCAAAUUAAUUACUUAAAAAUCAUACAAUGUGAUUUUCUGGAUUUUUUUUAGAUUCCGUCUCUCACAGUUGAAGUGUACCUAUGAUAAAAAUUACAGAUCUCUACAUGCUUUGUAAGUAGGAAAACCUGCAAAAUCGGCAGUGUAUCAAAUACUUGUUCUCCCCACUUGUAAGUAUUCAAUACUUUGUAGAAGCCCUUUUGGCAGUGAUUACAGCUUUGAGUCUUUCUGGGUAAGUCUCUAAGAGCUUUCCACAACUGGAUUGUGCAAAAUUUGCCCAUUAUUAUUUUCAAAAUUCUUCAAGCUCUGUCAAAUUGGUUGUUGAUCAUUGCUAGACAACCAUUUGUCGGUAGGUAACAACACAUCUGCCACACUGAUCCUCAACACGGGGGCCCCUCAGGGGUGCGUGCUCAGUCCCCUCCUGUACUCUCUGUUCACCCAUGACUGCAUGGCCAGGCACGACUCCAACACCAUCAUUAAGUUUGCCGACGACACAACAGUGGUAGGCCUGAUCACCGACAACGAUGAGACAGCCUAUAGGGAGGAGGUCUUAGACCUGGCCGUGUGGUGCCAGGAUAACAACCUCUCCCUCAACGUGACCAAGACAAAGGAGAUGAUUGUGGACUACAGGAAAAAAAAGAGGACUGAGCACGCCCCCAUUCUCAUCGACGGGGCUGUAGUGGAACAGGUUGAGAGCUUCAAGUUCCUUGGUGUCCACAUCACCAACAAACUAUCAUGGUCCAAACACACCAAGACAGUCGUGAAGAGGGCACGACAAAGCCUAUUCCCCCUCAGGAGACUGAAAAGAUUUGGCAUGGGUCCUCAGAUCCUCAAAAAAUUAUAUAGCUGCACCAUCGAGAGCAUCCUGACUGGUUGCAUCACCGCCUGGUAUGGCAACUGCUUGGCCUCCGACCGCAAGGCACUACAGAGGGUAGUGCGUACGGCCCAGUACAUCACUGGGGCCAAGCUUCCUGCCAUCCAGGACCUCUAUACAAGGCGGUGUCAGAGGAAGGCCCUCGAAAUUGUCAAAGACUCCAGCCACCCUAGUCAUAGACUGUUCUCCCUGCUACCGCACGGCAAGCGGUACCGGAGUGCCAAGUCUAGGUCCAAAAGACUUCUCAACAGCUUCUACCCCCAAGCCAUAAGACUCCUGAACAGCUAAUCAUGGCUACCCGGACUAUUUGCACUGCCCCCCCCCACCCCAUCCUUUUUACGCUGCUGCUACUCUGUUAAUUAUUUAUGCAUAGUCACUUUAACUCUACCCACAUGUACAUAUUACUUCAACUAUCUCAACUAGCCGGUGACCCCGCACAUUGACUCUGCACCGGUACCCCCCUGUAUAUAUAGCCUUCCUACUGUUAUUUUAUUUUACUUCUGCUCUUUUUUUCUCAACACUUUUUUUGUUGUUGUUUUAUUUUUACUUUUUUUGUUAAAAAUAAAUGCACUGUUGGUUAAGGGCUGUAAGUAAGCAUUUCACUGUAAUGUCUGCACCUGUUGUAUUCGGCGCAUGUGACCAAUAAAAUUUGAUUUGAUUUGAUUUUCAGGUCUUGCCAUAGAUUGUCAAGUUGAUUAAGUCAAAACUGUAACUCGGCCACUCAGGAACAUUCACUGUCUUGGUAAACUAUUCCAAUGUAGAUUUGGCCUUCUGUUUUAGGUUAUUGUCCUGCUGAAAGAUUAAUUAUUCUCCCAGUGUCUGGUGGAAAGCAGACUGAACCAGGUUUCCUCUAGGAUUUUGUCUGUGCUUAGCUCAAUUCCGUUUCUUUUUUAUCCUGAAAAACUUCCCAGUCCUUAACUAUUACAAGCAUACCCAUAACAUGAUGCAGCCACCACUAUGCUUGAAACUAUGGAGAGUGGUACUCAGUAAUGUGUUGUAUUGGAUUUGCCCCAAACCUAACACUUUGUAUUCAGGACAAAAAGCCACAUUUUUUGCAGUAUUACUUUAGUGCCUUGUUGCAAACCGGGUGCAUGUUUUGGAAUAUUUUGUUUCUUUCUGUACAGCAUUCCUUCUUUUCACUCUGUCAAUUAGGUUAGUAUUGUGGAGUAACUACAAUGUUGUUGAUCCAUCCUCAGUUUUCUCCUGUCACGGCCAUUAAACUCUGUAACUGUUUUUUAAACUCACCAUUGGCCUCAUGGUGAAAUCCCUGAGCGGUUUCCUUCCUCUCCGGCAACUGAGUUAGGAAGGACGCCUGUAUCCUUGUAGUGACUGGGUGUAUUGAUGCACCAUCUAAAGUGUAAUUAAUAACUUCACCAUACUCAAAGGGAUGUUCCGUGUCUGCUUUUUUUUAUUUUUAGCCAUCUACCAAUAGGUGCCCUUUGUGAAGCAUUGGAAAACCUCCCUGGUCUUUGUGGUUGAAUAUACAGUGGGGAGAACAAGUAUUUGAUACACUGCCGAUUUUGCAGGUUUUCCUACUUACAAAGCAUGUAGAGGUCUGUAAUUUUUAUCAUAGGUACACUUCAACUGUGAGAGACGGAAUCUAAAACAAAAAUCCAGAAAAUCACAUUGUAUGAUUUUUAAGUAAUUAAUUUGCAUUUUAUUGCAUGACAUAAGUAUUUGAUACAUCAGAAAAGCAGAACUUAAUAUUUGGUACAGAAACCUUUGUUUGCAAUUACAGAGAUCAUACGUUUCCUGUAGGUCUUGACAGGUUUGCACACACUGCAGCAGGGAUUUUGGCCCACUCCUCCAUACAGACCUUCUCCAGAUCCUUCAGGUUUCGUGGACUCCUCGCUGGGCACUACGGGACUUUCAGCUCCCUCCAAGAUUUUCUAAUUGGGUUCCAGGUCUGGAGACUGGCUAGGGGCCCACUCCAGGACCUUGAGAUGCUUCUUACGGAGCCAACGCCUUAGUUGCCCUGGCUUGUGUUUUUUGGGUCGUUGGUCAUGCUGGAAGACACAGUCACGACCCAUCUUCAAUGCUCUUACUAAGGGAAGGGGUGUUGGGCCAGAUCUCGCGAUAUCAUGGCCCCAUCCCAUCCUCCCCUCCAAUACGGGUGCAGUCGUCCAUGUCCCCUUGGCAGAAAAGCAUCCUCGAAAGAAUUAGGUUGCCACCUCCAUGCUUCCACCGGUUGGGAUGGUGUUCUUGGGGUUGUACUCAUCCUUCUUCUUCCUCCGAACACGGCGAGUGGAGUUUAGACCAGAAAGCUCUAUUUUUGUCUCAUCAGACCACAUGACCUUCUCCCAUUCCUCCUCUGGAUCAUCCAGAUGGUCAUUGGCAAACUUCAGACGGGCCUGGACAUGUGCUGGCUUGAGCAGGGGGACCUUGCGUGCGCUGCAGGAUUUUAAUCCAUGACGGCGUAGUGUGUUACUAAUGGUUUUCUUUGAGACUGUGGUCCCAGCUCUCUUCAGGUCAUUGACCAGGUCCUGCCGUGUAGUUCUGGGCUGAUCCCUCACCUUCCUCAUGAUCAUUGAUGCCCCACGAGGUGAGAUCUUGCAUGGAGCCCCAGACCGAGGGUGAUUUGACUGUCAUCUUGAACUUCUUCCAUUUUCUAAUAAUUGCGCCAACAGUUGUUGCCUUCUCACCAAGCUGCUUGCCUAUUGUCCUGUAGCCCAUCCCAGCCUUGUGCAGGUCUACAAUUUUAUCCCUGAUGUCCUUACACAGCUCUCUGAUCUUGGCCAUUGUGGAGAGGUUUGAGUCUGUUUGAUUGAGUGUGUGGACAGGUGUCUUUUAUACACGUAACGAGUUCAAACAGGUGCAGUUAAUACAGGUAAUGAGUGGAGAACAGGAGGGCUUCUUAAAGAAAAACUAACAGGUCUGUGAGAGCCAGAAUUCUUACUGCUUGGUAGGUGAUCAAAUACUUAUGUCAUGCAAUAAAAUGCAAAUUAAUUACUUAAAAAUCAUACAAUGUGAUUUUCUGGAUUUUUGUUUUAGAUUCCGUCUCUCACAGUUGAAGUGUACCUAUGAUAAAAAUUACAGACCUCUACAUGCUUUGUAAGUAGGAAAACCUGCAAAAUCGGCAGUGUGUCAAAUACUUGUUCUCCCCACUGUAUGUUUGAAAUUCUUGACUGAGGGACUUUACAGUUAAUUGUAUGUGUGGGGUACAGAGAUGAUGUAGUCAUUAAAAAAUCUUGUUAAACACUAUUAUUGCGCACAGAAUCCAUGCAUCCUAUUAUGUUGUUAAUCAUAUUUUUGCUCCUGAACUUAUUUAGAUUUGCCAUAGCAAAGGGGAUGAAUACUUAUUGACUUAUUUCAGCUUUAAAUCUUUAAUUAAUUUGUAAACAUUUCGAAAAACAUAAUUCCUCUUUGAAAUUAUGGUGUAUUGUGUGUAGGCAAUUGAUAAACACAUCUCAAUUUAAUCAAUUUUAAAUUCAGGCUGUUACACAACAAAAUGUGGAAAAAGUCAAGGGGUGUGAAUACUUUCUGAAGGCACUGUAUAGGAAGACAAUCGAUCACAUUUACAUUUACAUUUACAUUUUAGUCAUUUAGCAGACGCUCUUAUCCAGAGCGACUUACAGGAGCAAUUAGGGUUAAGUGCCUUGCUCAAGGGCACAUUUACGUCAUUUAGCAGACGCUCUUAUCCAGAGCGACUCACCAAUUGGUGCGUUCACCCUAUAGCCAGUGGGAUAACCACUUUACAAUUUUGGGGGGGGGUAGAAGGAUUACUUUAUCCUAUCCCAGGUAUUCCUUAAAGAGGUGGGGUUUCAAAUGCCUCCGGAAGGUGGUGAGUGACUCCGCUGUCCUGGCGUCGUGAGGGAGCUUGUUCCACCAUUGGGGUGCCAGAGCAGCGAACAGUUUUGACUGGGCUGAGCGGGAACUAUGCUUCCGCAGAGGAAGGGGAGCCAGCAGGCCAGAGGUGGAUGAACGCAAUGCCCUCGUUUGGGUGUAGGGACUGAUCAGAGCCCGAAGGUACAGAGGUGCCGUUCCCCUCACUGCUCCAUAGGCAAGCACCAUGGUCUUGUAGCGGAUGCGAGCUUCAACUGGAAGCCAGUGGAGUGUGCGGAGGAGGGGGGUGACGUGAGAGAACUUGGGAAGGUUGAACACCAGACGGGCUGCGGCAUUCUGGAUGAGUUGUAGGGGUUUAAUGGCACAGGCAGGGAGGCCAGCCAACAGCGAGUUGCAGUAGUCCAGACGGGAGAUGACAAGUGCCUGGAUUAGGACCUGUGCCGCUUCCUGUGUAAGGCAGGGUCGUACUCUCCGAAUGUUGUAGAGCAUGAACCUGCAGGAGCGGGUCACCGCCUUGAUGUUGGCGGAGAACGACAGGGUGUUGUCCAGGGUCACGCCUAGGCUCUUCGCACUCUGGGAGGAGGACACAGCGGAGUUGUCAACCGUGAUGGCGAGAUCAUGGAACGGGCAGUCCUUCCCCGGGAGGAAGAGCAGCUCCGUCUUGCCAGGGUUCAGCUUGAGGUGGUGAUCCGUCAUCCAUACUGAUAUGUCUGCCAGACAUGCAGAGAUGCGAUUCGCCACCUGGUUAUCAGAAGGGGGAAAGGAGAAGAUUAGUUGUGUAUCGUCAGCGUAGCAAUGAUAGGAGAGGCCAUGUGAGGAUAUGACAGAGCCAAGUGACUUGGUGUAUAGGGAGAAAAGGAGAGGGCCUAGGACUGAGCCCUGGGGGACACCAGUGGUGAGAGCACGUGGUGCGGAGACAGCUUCUCGCCACGCCACUUGGUAGGAGCGACCGGUCAGGUAGGACGCAAUCCAGGAGUGAGCCGCGCCGGAGAUGCCCAGCUCGGAGAGGGUGGAGAGGAGGAUCUGAUGGUUCACAGUAUCAAAGGCAGCAGACAGGUCUAGAAGGACAAGAGCAGAGGAGAGAGAGUUAGCUUUAGCAGUGCGGAGAGCCUCCGUGACACAGAGAAGAGCAGUCUCAGUUGAAUGACCAGUCCUGAAACCUGACUGGUUUGGAUCAAGAAGGUCAUUCUGAGAGAGAUAGCAAGAGAGUUGGCUAAAGACGGCACGCUCAAUAGUUUUGGAAAGAAAAGAAAGAAGGGAUACUGGUCUGUAGUUGUUGACAUCAGUGGGAUCGAGUGUUGGUUUCUUGAGAAGGGGAGCAACUCUCGCUCUCUUGAAGACGGAAGGGACAUGGCCAGCGGUCAAGGAUGAGUUGAUCAGCGAGGUGAGGUAGGGGAGAAGGUCACCGGAGAUGGUCUGGAGAAGAGAGGAGGGGAUGGGGUCAAGCGGGCAGGUUGUUGGGCGGCCUGCAGUCACAAGUCGCAGGAUUUUAUCUGGAGAGAGAGGGGAGAAAGAAGUCAAAGCAUAGGGUAGGGCAGUGUGAGUAGGACCAGCAGUGUCAUUAGACUUAACAAACGAGGAUCGAAUGUCGUCAACCUUCUUUUCAAAGUGGUUGACGAAGUCAUCCACAGAGAGAGAGGAGGAGGGGGGGGGCGGGGGGGGGGGAGGAUUCAGGAGGGAGGAAAAUGUGGCAAAGAGCUUCCUAGGGUUAGAGGCAGAUGCUUGGAAUUUAGAGUGGUAGAAAGUGGCCUUAGCAGCAGAAACAGAUGAAGAAGCACAUGAAUGCAGUGGGACCAUCAAAAUACCAUUCCUCUCUAAUUUUGUCACCCCCCCCCGCCCCCCAUUCUCUUUUUCCAUUACUCUCGCAAAUGCGCACACAUUCCCACACACAAACACGUUCCUACACAAACACAUCCUCAACACACUCAGACAAACGGAGAACACUCUCUUACCAUAGCCCCAGCUAUAACACUCCUGCUGCAGUGUGUGCAAACCUGGUCAAGACCUACAGGAAACGUAUGAUCUCUGUAAUUGCAAACAAAGGUUUCUGUACCAAAUAUUAAGUUCUGCUUUUCUGAUGUAUCAAAUACUUAUGUCAUGCAAUAAAAUGCAAAUUAAUUACUUAAAAAUCAUAUAACACUCUUGUCCUCCAGCAGUCUUUUCAAUCCAACUUAAUGACCUAUACGGUACCUGUGUGCCCACUGCAUUAGGAGGGAAUGUACUCCUGGAGCACUCAGCAGAACCAAUUUCUGCUCUGGGGGAGUUAGUCUUCUGCCACGGCUUCUAAACAACCCUGUGCGUACUUGUGUGUAAACUGUAAAUUGUGUUUUUCUCCCUCCCUCUCUUUUUCCUCCUUUAGAACGCAGAGGCAUGGAACAACCUCUCCACGGCCUACAUCCGCCUGAGACAGAAGUGAGUACUGUAUAGUCGCAACCCCUGGGCCAUUAACCUGUCAAUGAUUGAACAGAGUUAGGACUCUGGAAGAUGUAGAAUUCAGUCAUACGUACCAUUUAUGGUAUCCAUCAAUGAGUGACAGGCUCAAUGUUCGAAUGUCUCCUGAUUUUUUAAAUUUAGGGUCCCUCAGUCUAAUCGAGAGCCUCCUCUCCCCAGCUCAUACAAAAUUGACUGGACUGGAGGUUCGCGUUAGGGUUAUGGCAAUUAUAUUACCUGGUUUUGGUGGCUCAGCGGGGCCGUAGUCUGCGCUCCAGCAGGUAUGUCUCACUGGUCAUCCCCAAAGUCAACACCUCCUUUGGCCGCCAUUCCUUCCAGUUCUCUGCUGCCAAUGACUGGAACGAAUUGCAAAAAUCUCUGAAGCUGGAAACACUUAUCUCCCUCACUAACUUUAAGCAUCAGUUGUCAGAGCACCUUACCGAUCACUGCACCUGUACACAGCCCAUCUGAAAUUAGCACACCCAACUACCUCAUCCCUAUAUUGUUAUUUAUUUUGCUCUUUUGCACCCCAGUAUCUCUAUUUGCACAUAAUCUCUUGCACAUCUAGCAUUCCAGUGUUAAUGCUAAUUGUAAUUAUUUUGCACUAUAGCCUAUUUAUUGCCUUACCUCCAUAACUUGCUACAUUUGCACACACUGUAUAUAUAUUUUCUGUUGUAUUUUUUGACUUUAUGUUUUUUUACCCCAUAUGUAACUCUGUGUUGUUUUUAUCGCACUGCUUUGCUUUAUCUUGGCCAGGUCGCAGUUGUAAAUGAGAACUUGUUCUCAACUGGCUUACCUGGUUAAAUAAAGGUGAAAUAAAAAAAUAAAAAAUUGAGAAGACCUAUGUAUCUCACUCAUACUCACUCACUUGGUCACUCACCCGCCCAUCCAUCCAUCCACCCACCCCCCUUGUGCCGGCUGUCACAUAGGGCCACAACAAAGACAGAGGAAUCAAACAUUGAUUUGAUCAGCCCUGAUAUCCCUGAGUUUCCCCUGCCGCUACCCCUAGUGAUCAAGGACCUGUCACUCUCACAAAGAGACAGAGAUAGAGAGCGAGAGAGAGGGAAUCACACUGCCAGCCAGCAGGCCUCCAUUCAGUCUGACAUUAUUGAUUUUUGGCUGGAGAGGGGUAUCAAAGAGUGGGGGUUGAGACGAGAUGUUGUCUGUGGAAGGACGUUACAACACUUAUCAAACAGAACAUCGCCAGCCUGCAUAACCCCACAGAUAGCACUGAUUUACACACCAAUGAAACAGAUUGAUGUUACAAGGCUUUUUUUCACAAACUCUUCUGGUCAUGAGUUUGGUCUCGUAACUGACUUCAAUGCUUUUCAAUUACUUCCGAAACUCACUGGGCAGUAGUAAUGGGAAAGAUAACAUCGCAGCUCCCUCCUGAUUUUACCACAGGACCUAGGUACACCCCUGCUGACCCUGACGCGAGCAUCAGACAGAUUUGUUAGGCUUAAGUCAAUUAGAACAUUCUCACCACCGCAAGAUGGGCAGCUUCUCUUAUUUCCCCUGAAAACCACAAGCUCUUCCUGGCAGAACUCUCUGUUUGGGAAGCAGGAAGCUCCACUGUUUCUUUAUUGGGAAACUUUCCCCCUCAGCCCCUGUUCAAAUCAGGUCUGUGCUUUCAGGCCUGAAAUUAAAAAGUGUGGAGACUUCUACCUGGUUAGCGCCUCGGCUAAUUCAGCCGAAGCCUCUCUGUUGAAGAGUCUGUGGUGAGUGCAGGUGGAUCAGAGGGAGAGAAUCAGGGUGGUUGUGACGGCCCAGCGCUAACUAUGUAGCCUGCGUCUCAAUGAGGUGUCAGACACAGAGGGCAGGCAGCCAUGUCAGUCAUGCUUGGCUAUGCUCCACCUCUGGACAGCUGCUGAGGUACAGAGAUACUGGCACCUCACCUGAAAUAGUGACUAAUUACUGAACUGUAGAAAUGACGGGUAGGACCGAAUCCAAACUUAAAGGGAUAGUGCGAGAUUUUGAUAAUUAAAUUGAAGGUAGUUUCGUGAGCCAGUGCUAACUAGCGUACCGGUAGACUUCCAAUCAUUGCGCUAACGCUAGUUAGCAUUGGCUGAUUAAACUACUUUAACUUCCUUCAAACUGCACAUAGACAUAAAUAUGGUAUCCGUGAGCUCAUCUGACUCUGGGUAAGUAGAGAAAGGGCUUGUUUGCCAGAAUCUCAUACUAUACCGUUAAGUAACGCAAAUUGGCACAGAUCUCCCAUUGACAGUAAUGCAUGAUUUACUCAAGUCUCUGUGCAUCUCAACUUAGUAUUCAUUCCAUAAGACUUUGUAAGCUGCCCCUUAAAAAAUAAUGCGCAUCAGCCAUGUAAAAACACUUUACAUGACACCACUAAUUCCAGGGCCUGUCUGUCCCAAUGUCUGUCAGGACCAAGGCGUUCCGCAUUCUGCAGGAGGCUCUGAAGUGUAACUAAGAACACUGGCAGAUCUGGGAGAACUUCAUCGCCGUCUGCACCGACGUGGGAGAGUUUGCCGAGGCCUUCAAGGCCUACCACCGCCUCAUGGACCUGAGGGACAAAUUCAAGGAUGUACAGCUAACGAUAGUGCCCAUAGGCACAGAUCUAGGAUCAGUUUACCUUAUCCUGAAAUCACAACCUAAACCAUUUAGGGGGAAAUGCUAAACGGAUCUUAGAGUAGUGUCAAGGGGCAACUUCAUCCUACUUGGUUUAGGAGUCUAUGAGGGGUACGUGUAAAGCAACCUAGGAUUUGAACACGCCAGGCCCCAUUUGCCACCAGGAGCGUGCCUAUAAUGGCACAGUAAUAUCCUAUGCGUCAAGGAGUUGUGGCUGAACGAGGACAUGGUUAAUAUAAAUCUAGCUGUUUUUUCUAUGCAUCGGCAAGACAGACCGGCAACAUCUCGUAAACUCAAGGGCGGGGGUGUAUGUCUCUUUGGUAACAACAGCUGGUGCGCGAUUUCUAAUAUUAAGGUAAGUGUCGAGGUUCUGCUCACCUGAGUUAGAAUACCUCAUGAUAAGCUGUAGACCAUACUAUUUACCAAUAAAGUUUUCAUCUAUUUUUCGUAGCUGUCUAUUUACCACCACAAACCGAUGCUGGCACUAAGACCGCACUCAACGAGCUCUAUAGGGCCAUAAGCCAACAAGAAAAUAUUCAUCCAGAGGCAGCGCUCCUUGUGGCUGGUGAUUUUAAUGCAGGAAAACUUAAAUCUGUUUUACCUCAUUUCUACCAGCAUGUCACCUGUGCAACUAGACGGGUCACCUUUACAGAUCACCUUUACUGCACACACAGAGACGCAUACAAAGCUCUCCCUCGUCCUCCAUUUGGCAAAUCUGACCAUAAUGCUAUCCUUCUGAUUCCUGCUUACGAGCAAAAACUCAAACAGGAAGUACCAGUGACACACUCAAUUCGGGAAGUGGUCCGAUGAAGCGGAUGCUAAGCUACAGGACUGUUUUGCUAGAGCAGACUGGAAUAUGUUCUGGGAUUCAUCCAAUGGCGUUGAGGAGUUUGCCACAUCAGUCACCGGCUUCACUAAUAAAUGCAUCGACGACGUCGCCCCCACAGUGACCGUACAUACGUAUCCCAACCAGAAGCCAUGGAUUACAGGCAACAUCUGCACUGAGGUAAAGGCUAGAUCUGCCUCUUUCAAGGAGCGGGACACUAACUUGGACGCUUAUAAGAAAUCCCGCUAUGCCAGUUGUCAAACUCAUUCCACGGAGGGCCAAGUGUCUGCGUGUUUUUCUCUUCUCCUUGUACUUGAUUGAUGAAUUAAGGUUAGGUCUUAAUUUAAAAGAAAAAAGAAAAACCUGCAGACACUAGGCCCUCCAUAGAAUGAGUUUGACACCCCUGUGCUACGCUCCCCCCGACAAACCAUCAAACAGGCAAAGCGUCAAUACAGGACUAAGAUCGAAUCCUACUACACCGGCUCUGACGCUAGUCAUAUGUGGCAGGGCUUGCAAGGUAUCACAGAUUACAAAGGGAAACCCAGCCACGAGCUGCCCAGUGACACGCACGAGCUGCCCAGUGACACGAGCAAACCAGACGAGCUAAAUACCUUCUAUGCCUGCUUCGAGGCAAGCGACACUGAACCAUGCAUGAGCGCACCAACUGUUCCAGACCCGUGUGAUCACGCUCUAUCUAGCUGAUGUUAGUAAGACCUUUAAACAGGUUAACAUUCACAAGACCGCAGGGCCAGAUGGAUUACCAGGACGCGUAUCCAGAGCAUGCGCUGACCAGCUGGCAAGUGUCUUCACUGACAUUUUCAACUUCUCCCUGACCCAAUCUGUAAUACCUACAUGUUUCAAGCAGACCACAUAGUCCCUGUGCCCAAGAAUGCCAAGAUAACCUGUCUAAAUGACUAUCACUCACAUCUGUAGCCAUGAAAUGCUUUGAAAGGCACACUCUUGUUACCUGUAUAAAAGACACCUGUCCACAGAAGCAAUCAAUCAAUCAUAUUCCAAACUCUCCACCAUGGCCAAGACCAAAGAGCUCUCCAAGGAUGUCAGGGACAAGAUUGUAGACCUACACAAGGCUGCUCAAGAAAGCACAUAUACAGGCCCGUCUGAAGCUUGCCAAUGAACAUCUGAAUGAUUUAGAGGAGAACUGGGUGAAAGUGUUGUGGUCAGAUGAGACCAAAAUCGAGCUCUUUGCCAUCAACUCAACUCGCUGUGUUUGGAGGAGGAGGAAUGCUGCCUAUGACCCCAAGAACACCAUCCCCACCGUCAAACAUGGAGGUGGAAACAUUAUGCUUUGGGGUGUGUUUUUCUGCUAAGGGGACAGGACAACUUCACCGCAUCAAAGGGACAAUGGACGGGGCCAUGUACCGUCAAAUCUUGGGUGAGAACCUCCUUCCCUCAGCCAGGGCAUUGAAAAUGGGUCGUGGAUGGGUAUUCCAGCAUGACAAUGACCCAAAACACACGGCCAAGGCAACAAAGGAGUGGCUCAAGAAGAAGCACAUUAAGGUCCUGGAGUGGCCUAGUCAGUCUCCAGACCUUAAUCCCAUAGAAAAUCUGUGGAGGGAGCUGAAGGUUCGAGUUGCCAAACGUCAGCCUCGAAACCUUAAUGACUUGGAGAAGAUCUGCAAAGAGGAGUGGGACAAAAUCCCUCCUGAGAUGUGUGCAAACCUGGUGGCCAACUACAAGAAACGUCUGACCUCUGUGAUUGCCAACAAGGGUUUUGCCACCAAGUACUAAGUCAUGUUUUGCAGAGGGGUCAAAUACUUAUUUCCCUCAUUAAAAUGCAAAUCCAAAUUUAUAACAUUUUUGACAUGCGUUUUUCUGGAUUUUGUUGUUGUUAUUCUGUCUCUCACUGUUCAAAUAAACCUACCAUUAAAAUUAUAGACUGAUCAUGACUUUGUCAGUGGGCAAACGUACAAAAUCAGCAGGGGAUCAAAUACUUUUUUCCCCUCACUGUAGCUCAUCAAAUGGCUACCCGGUCUACCCGCAUUGACCCUUUUUUGUACUAACUCUCUUGCACUGACUAUGCACACACACUGGACUCUACCCACACACUCACACAUACUUACACUGAUGCCCCAAUACACACACACACACACACUACAUACGCCAACACACACAUAACAUGCACACACAUGCAUACUGAUGCCACACACACACUCUCUCACACACUCACACACACACACACACAUUAUUUAUUGUUUUAUUUUGUAUCUUAUCUUUAACUGUGCGUUGUUGGAAAAGGACCCGUAAGUAAGCAUUUCACUGUUAGUCUACACCUGUUGUCUACGAAGCAUGUGACAUUUGAUUUCACCAUACGCCUCUCAUCUGCUCGUUCCACCACACUGCCCCUCUAAUAACGCGUGUCUGUGUUUUAACAGCAGCCACAUCUUCCGUAAGGAGCCAGAGGAGCGAGGGAGAAGUCUCAGCCGUGUCAUUUGGGAUUCAGCCUCCAUAUGUUCCAGGGCACAGAAGGUUGCACUCCACCUCCUCUCUCCCCCUCUUAGCUCCAUCACAGAGCCCAGGGCCUCCCAGAGAAUGAACCCAGGGGAAUAA
Molecule: messenger RNA, 49587 nt
Organism: Coregonus sp. 'balchen'
Lineage: Eukaryota; Metazoa; Chordata; Actinopteri; Salmoniformes; Salmonidae
Source: the annotation of a GenBank genome assembly